ACAUCCAGAGUGGAACACGGCGAGGGAAGGGACGGUGUGAUAAGAAGAGGCUGGAAUCAGAGGGAAGGCUGGUGGGAACAACAGCGGGGACUUAGGCACAUUAAGCGGAUAAGAGGAGAGAGGAUAGAGGACUGACCGGCCCUGCAGAAGGAGAAGUAACACGCCGAGCUAAUUUCCAUCGUUUUCUAUUCUUGGCAGCGAGAGUGAGCCACAUUUAUAAAGAGAGCUAGCGGAAUGUAAUGCUAGCACGCUAGCUAAUGUUAGCUAGCUAAUUAGCUUGUCAGGCAUCCAGGAGUCGGACGUGUGAUCUUUAUUAAAAAUAGGUCAGUGUUUGGCGUUGGUGUACUUUUUUAUUUCAUGGGAAAACUGUGUAAGUGUGCCUUGUUGGUUCUGGCACGAUGAUAAUGUUCUGCUUUGAAUAACCAACGCAAAGUAAGACAAAAAACAGUAGAAAGCUGCCGUUAUUGAUGAAAAUUAGCUGAAAAUUCGCCGUUGACGCUGUUCUGGAAAAAAGCAAACCUACUGUGAAUAUUGGAUAACCUCAAGGAAAAAGGAACAGACUUUUGACUGGAGACUGGCUGCCGUCCAAUGUUAAUGUCGACCGACGUUGCAUCUAUAAUGCUACCCGUUAGUCGGGGUAUAAUGGACCGGGAAAGAGACAUUGACGCAGCCGCCGGACCCCUCGCGAACGCGGCCGGGGGUCCAGCAGCUGUCCGGGGGAUGAAGCGAGGAGACCCGGAGCCGGACGCUCAGACAGCCGCUGCUCUGACUGACUUGGCCGGGGCGGAGUGCAAAAGACCGAGGAUAGACGGGACCGGGGGUGUUGUUGGUGACAUUGGACAGGUAAGAAAAACAUUAGAAAAGGUAAAGAAAGCACUUCUACAUCAUCUGUUUCUAUUUGUUUCCAUCUUCAGCUUCAGUGUAGGGAAGCCUCCUUUGCCCUCCCCCUUUCUUCUCCAGUGAAAGCUUUUGUUCCCAAGCAUCAGCAAAGGAUGAUGGUGAUAAGGUUUUAAUGGCUGUAUUUUUUUUCUCAUCAAUUACAUAUCCAUGCAUCAUUGCAGCAAUCAAGACAAAUUUUUUAAUCUGAAAAGAAAUAUAUAACUGAAAACAGAGUGUGAUGAUGGUUUAUUACUGUAGCCGAGCUCCUUGAGCAGCUCAGUGAGGCAGCAUGACCAAACCAGACAAAGGUAAUAUGAUACAGGCUCCAUAGCUAUGACAGGCAGCAGCACAGCAAAGAUCAGACCCAUUCAUCAAGUCUACCACUGCUCCCUCACAUGUUGCAAUCCACUCAGUGUUUUAUAUUUCAUUUCUCACUCCUGUGAAAUCACACCGAUCAUUGAUGGUAAUGUGAAGUGAGUCAUCACAUCAAAUCCUGAUACACACCGCAUGUGCCAUUAAUCGCUCUGUGUGUGUUUGUGUGCCCCCCCCUCCUCCUCCUCCUCUUGAUUGUCGCUAGGUGUUAAAAGAGAGAGGCAGACAGGGAUUGGGGGAGGGGUCACCCCCAGUGAAAGACAAAGAACAGAGCCUUUUGGUGUAGGUUGAAGGAGCGAGGAGGCUCAAGGGGGGCUCUCCUCCUGAACACGGGUCUCCCCUGCCUUCAUGACUCGACUGCUGAGGCAGCAGAGCAUCAGCAGCCUUUCGUGCCUCUGAAGGACUAAUCUUGGUAUAUUACUGUAAACCAAAGAGGGGGAAGGGGGGGUGCUGAGGCCGCCGAGCCCUGGGGUGCGCUGCUCCUCUUGCUCUCCCUGGAUCUAUUACUAUUUAUUUCUCUCUCUCUCUCACUGCACACUAUUCUUACACCUACACACACACUCUUUGAAGUGUCCAUAAUCCAGCAGCACAAGGGAACGUAUUUAGCUGACGUGUGGUUUUUGAGUGCAGGAAAACAGCUCUAACUGUAGUUGAAGGGCAGGCGGACUUGGUUUGAGGUCAUCUGCAGGUAAUUGAAUCCCAGGGAACUGGUCAAACACUUUAAUUGGCUGCAAGGCCGACCAGCCACAAUGACAAAGAGGUCUCAUGUAAAGCCGAGCCAUACACUGCAUGGAUGCUGAUGAUUGGGAGAGGUUACAGACCCGCAAGGCAAAGAUGAUGUGACGAUGAGCAGCAUGGUGUGAGGAGGUUCUCAAUGGCCAUCAGUUGUAUUGAUUGCUGGGCAUGGAGGUGAUGAAGGAGGGAGAGAGGAAAGCAAACAUGGAUUAAGGAGGAUGAAGAAAGAAAGAGGAGUGGACAGAGGUUGGAUGCAGAGAAAUAUCUGGAGUUCCUCUGCGGAUGAUGAAAAAAAUGGGCAAUUUGCUCAAUAAUGCAGUAAUAACAAAGCAUUAGGCAAAUCAACACACAUUAAAGUGUGCACAUUAGCCAUAAUGCACAGUCCCUGAGGCCUCUUAUACAUAAUAACUCGGCAACAGUUCCUGUUCAAACUUCUUCCAUCAGUACGUAUUUGUGCUUGCGUGUUGCAACUCAAAUCAGCGUAAUAUUGAUGCCCGAGUUGAUUUCACAUUGUAUUGAUAUUGAAACUCUGCAGCAGACACAGAUUGUACACGCACAGCAGUAGAACCACAUGCAUGCAAACAGCCAGACAUGCACAAACACCAAGUGCUGUGCUACAGAGCAGAAAAACUCUUAACGCUCCCCAAUUUGCCUCCUCUGCUACCCCUGAGGGAGGACCGGAGGUAUAACGGCUGUGCCCCACCAUUACACCAUUGUACAUUACACACUGGUGUCUUUCUUGAAUUCAAAACAAGUCUAGAAAGACAAGUGCUUUUUUUUUUUCUCUCCCAAGAAAACGUGAAGCACAUCUUUUCUCUUCUUUGCUUGUGUUGCUUUCCUAUAAAGCAUCCAGCCUUGACCGCUUCUUCUCCUCUCUGCAGCUCGACUGGCAUUCAACUCCUGUCUUAUCACUGCCCAGCUGUUCCAUUGUAAUUAUCCAUCCUUGUGCCGUCUGUAGUCUUUGUUAAUGCGUUAAGUUAAAGCUGUGGCUAGAGUUCAAAAUAAGUGUCCUGGUUAAUUUUUCCAUUUUCAGUUGCUACAGUUGGUAGAUUCCAGAUUGUUUGGUUAUAUAUAUAAGGCACACUCUUUACGCCUUUGUCCGCAGUGUGUAACAAACAAAUUUUCAAUAAUGGGUUGAAGUUGUUCGACCACAGAUCUUCUCUUGGAGGUAGUAACAAUGAUGGCAUAAGGGUUAUGAGGUGGUGAUGUCAUAUCUGUCGCAGUACAUUCACAUGUGCAGUUAAGUCAGGCUACCAUCAUAGCUCGGUUAGGGGGUUUAACUGGACUGUUUACAUGCACUGGGUGAGAAUUUAAUCAUGAGGAAUUGCCCUACAGCUUGUUACCAUCAGGUUGUCUCCCAGUCGACAUGCUGUGUAUUGAAAAAGCUGGCAAAAACGUGUUGCAAGAGGCUAAUAGGAUGUCACUUUAACAGCUCUGUGCUGUUACUACCCAGCUUCCUAGCUCCACAUCCAUGCUAUUCAACUUCUCUCUUAAAGCCCGACAUGCCAACACUGGAACAUGCUCAGAACACUUAGUCCAGAUUCAGCUUGAUUGAGCCGUUCAUAUGCAGUGACAAUCUCCAUCCACAUUAUUCAGGUAUGAUAGUCUGAUUUUAAAUAUUUUAAUUUCAGUCAGACUAAUAUGUUUACAUGCAUUUUAAAUGUCCACUCUUAGUCGAACCAUUGUAAUAAAUCAAUAUAUUGAAGUGUAUGUAAAUGUACCGUUAGUGUUUGUAUGUGGAGCUCCUGCUCUGAGAUAACAGCCCAUCCCCAAGAACAGUUAAAAGACCAUUUACUGUUGGCCAAUGACAACAACAAAAGUGCAUAGAUAAGUGCUAUAGAUACAAAAUGUCCACAAUAACCUUUUUCGAUGAAUAUCAUAGCUUUUUCUUGACUGCACAUGUCUAGGAAGAAGGGAAGGAAAUAUGGUUUCUGCGCAUCUCCACUUGAUUUUUGUAAUUCAUAACCCAUGUGUCUCAAGGUCUGCAUCUGACAGGUCAAACAUUCAUGUGUGGCGUGUGAACGCCUGGUGCAUGCAAAUGAUGGAAGUGUGAUUUAUCGUGCUGCCCCAGAUUAGAUGGACGCAUUAUUUGCAGGAGGGAGAGGACACUCGGAGGCCUGAAUGGAUGGAUGCAGGGAGACAUAAAGGAUGGAGGCAAGGAGAGAGCGGACGGAGAGGGAAUCAAAGCCAUUAGUUAGCAUCCAUCAGGGAUGGCGAUAAAGGAUGAGAAGGAAGUGAUGGAUGGUAUGAUCAGCUGGGGGAAGAGAUAAGUAAGGGUGGAAGCUCUGAAUGAAGAAGAGGAGUUGAAUUACAGCCUAUUUAAGGGGCAGAAACAAAAGAAAACAACUCUUCUGACCAGUGUGUGCAAGUAAGUCAUGUGAGGUUUGGAUUCAUUUGAAAAUUUGGCCCAUUUUCUCAUUUAUAGAUAGAAUAGCUGAAGAGAGACGAGGUAGGAGCUGCAACAAUGAGAAAUUAGAAGCAAAUUUAGAGAUGAGGACAAAGUAAAACAAGGGUAAUGUCCCCUUCAGGCCCAGAGUGCUCCUGCAGUCAUGACUGGUUGUGCAGUUUUUGUGGCUUUAAUUUCGUUUUUUUUUUCAUGUCAGCAGCACAUUUCUUUUUUUAUGCCAGACAUUCAACAUUAGUGCUACUCUCCUGAUGCUAGAGGAAAUGGUCUUGUUGAAGAAAAGACCAAAUGAUUUCGUGCCCUAAAUUGUAAAAUUAAAACAUCCAACCACAUUAUUACUUUUCAAGAGAUGCCAACCAUCUACCAUUGGAGAUGGACAUAUUUUCUCACUCAGGAUGGUUGAGUAGUGGCAGAACACAUUGGGAUGAAAGAGUGGGAGAUGAUACGGAGCAAAUAGUUGAAGGUCAGAGCUGCUUUGUGGGCUGUAGCCACUGUACGUAAGAUUGAUGUUCAAACCACUUACUUAAACAGGUCCCCGCAAGUCCCCAUUACAUUGAUAGUCCUUCAUAGGGCUGUAGCCCGGCUUUACCUUUACCAAGACUCUGUGCUUUUACUUUUGUAUUUUAUUAGUGUUAAAGUGUGAUAUUUUGUGCAGUGUCGUGACGUUGCAGAAGCUUGCAAGAAACAACAUUGAAAACAAUUGCAUAAUCAACUCUGAUCUUCAGCCAGGGCCUACAAUCAGCCUAGCCCUUAUACUCAGAUGUCAUGACAUUGCAACUGCUUCUACCAUAUGCUUGUGGUUCCUGCUGAAUAUGCAGAUUAACCUGCAAACAGAAAUACUUCCAUAGAUACCUGCUGCACAUUUAAAACGCUGUAUUUGGAAUAUUGCCUUACAGGGCUUUCACUUUCUUCAUAAAAUCAAGUUCACAUAGAUGUUGCACAUGACAUGCUUAUGUUCGACUAUAUUCAACCCACUGUUCGGCACUGAUACCUAACAUUUAUUUCAUCACACUUUACAGUUUUUUAAAACAACAUAAACAAAAUACAAGUCCAGAAAGACUUGAAAUGAAAACACCUUCUUGUAUAGAAAAUGUCAGAUUAGACCACUGGAUAGAUUUUUAAUAACUUAAAUUGAAACUGUGACAAUAUUGGCAUCAGCGGUCCAUAACCCAUUGUUUUUAAACAAAACACAAGUGUACAACUUGGUCAGAAUCGAUUGCAGCCCCCCUUCCUUUAAAACCAAAAGAAGUUGCACAUUUCACUGUGGUGCAUCCUCUGCUGCUGUGUAAGUGAGCCCACAUACUGUUGCAAUUGAAGAGUUCAUCACUGUAUAAAUUUACCGAGGUCAAGGGUGACAUUCAACAGUCAGGUUACUCAACUUCUUCUGGACCAAACAGCUCAUUGUACUUAAAUACUAUAAAUUGAAAUUGAACAACAUAUGAAGGUUUGAUUAAGUUUUCCCCUUUUUAGAUGUUUAAAACAAAAAACCCAUACUUGAAUUUUGGAUAAAAACAAAGUGACAGCCCUAUUUCCUGAACUAGAAUGUAGACUAUUCUUGGGAGUAUGGUGUGCAAUAUAACAUAGUGAUUAAACAAACAAGCUUUAAAUCAUGACUGUGUAUGGAUAUCCAUACAGCACAGACUCUCAGCACACACACAUACAUACACAGUCAAAUUACAGGCCUUGUGAUGGGUGGAUGAGUUCACUUGGUCCUGCUAUCACUAAAUGCACCCGUCCAUUAGCACAGUAUUCCCACUGCUAGAAGACUGCUGACCUUCCAUACUGACUGUAAAUCAGGACUGUAAUAAUACAUGAGAGUGCAGCCUCAUCUCUCUUUUGUUGCUCCUGCCCCCCCCUCCACUUCUUUUAUACAAACUGCAGACCCCUCCCCCUUCCAACCCCCCUCCUGCCCCCUCUCUCCCCUCUAGCUGUCCUCUGAUUUCUCCCCCCCUCGAGCAUAUUUCCAGAUUGCUAAUUGACUCCUGCUUCACAGGCUGUUUCAGAGUGCCAGCGAGGUGAACCCCCCCUCCCUCUCACUCCCCGCUCUUCCCGUCUCCCCCCCCUCCCUGCUAUCUUUGAUUAUCGCUCCCCUGUCCUUUCGAUCCAUCUCCCAUCACUCCAAUCCUUACAGAAUCCUUUUUUCCCCCGCACCUCCUCUCCUGUAUUCCUCUCAUGUUUUCUCCUCCUCUCUGUCAUUUUUCCUCCCUCCUUCAUCUCUUUUUUUGUCUUUGCCUCCGCUCUCUGCUGGCUGUAUUGAUGUUUACCCUUGAGGCAGAGCCGCGGUCCGCUGGGAUGCAGCGCGGCCACACACUUUCUAACUCUCUUCUUCCCGCUCGGUCGGCCGGUCGGUCUGUCUGUUUGGGAGAGCCGAUUUGUCCUAUCGUUGGCAGUAAAGAGGCUUUGUGUCGCGCUAACGAGAUCAAAGCUCAUUUAGAAGAGGGCAUUAACCAGACUGAUCGCUUUAACAGGCCAGAGCAGAGGGAGGGGGUCUGCCCGGGGAGGGAGGAUAUGAAUGGACAGAUCAUAGAGAUUGAUUUUUUUAUGAUGAAAAGUUGGAUUGUAAACUAUUCCCUUACCGCUGUGCUCAUUUAUCUGAGGUUUGCUUGUUGGUCUAGCAUAAGUUGGUAAAUCAGGAGGACUUAUUAUCCCCUGUGUGAGAUAGAUCUGUACAAAACUUGAGUUUGCCACAUAUUUCAGUUAUCUAAGUAAGACUUGAAAAUGUACAGUUUAUGAAUGUUCCGAAUGAUGCACACAGGCAAAACUGAGACUGUACGUGUUGCAUUGAACACCCCUGUGUUAGUUUCCCCCUCAUGUUACUAAGAGGAUUAAAAUGUGUUGAUAUACAAAUAUUUAGUAUUUAUCUAACAAGACUUGAGAAAGGGUCAUAUUGCCUACUUCUAAAUAAAUAUUGAGCUUAAAUUGAUCAACCUUUUAACCAGUGAACAGGCCUCUGCCCAGUGAUGUGAAUUUGCAAUGUAACACCUAGAAACAGGCCCUUAAAACUAACAGCAAGUGCAGCUGAGACGGGCUUCAAAAUUAAGUUCAGAGCAAAAAAUGCCAUGAGUGGAAACAGGCCCUAAAUCUCAGUCUGCAACUGCAGCUUGAAAGGUUACAUUUCAUUCUUAGAUUAGACACAUUUGAUUAUGUUAAUGGUUGUGUGUUUUCAGUCUUAAAGUUUUUAUGAAUUUAAUCAAGAUCAGACUGAUUACACAUCAACUUUUGAUGGUAUUUUUUAUUGGUGGGGUAAAUUGUAUCCAAGAUUAAAAAAGUCUUAUAUCUUAGAUGUAACAAUCCAGCUCUCCUUAAUAUUUCACUUUAACAUAAAUUAAGAAUAAUUAAAUCUAUUUAAGGAUGCAGCUUAAUUUUUUUUACCAUCAUGUGAACUGUGGAUUAUUUUGUUUAGAAUCUGUAUAUUGAUUUGGAUGAAAAAUGUCUGAAAUGUGAAAAUAUUUAUCAAUGUUCCAAUGAAAAAUAACACCCUCAAAAGAUAAAAAGAAUAAUAGAUUUUCAGAAAAGGUGAAGAAACAUAAAUCAGUGACGUUUACCUCAUUAUUUGUAACAUGCAAAUCAAUCAAUCAUCAUUGCAGCUUGAAAUGAAAGCUGUGUAAAAUUAAAUUUUGCGAUGUAAAUGUUAGGAUUAUUUGAAAGAGGACAGAAAAAGCAACCAUCUUAAAGUUGACAAAAUAAAGCAGUAAAUUGUUGAUUUUGUAAGUUUCCUCCAUGAAGAAAUAACUUUAUUUGGUUACUCAGACAAAAAGUUUAGGUACAGCUUUAAAGAAACACAUAAAGCCAAAUUUAUUAAUUAUGUUUCAGAGUGUUUCCUGUCAGAGCUAUAGAUUUGCCCUUUGCCUGCAGGAUAAGGAGAAAAGUGUCUGCACUUCGAGCUGCAGAAACAGCUUGUGGUUGUUCAGUAACCUUCAUGUACAGACAGAGCCUCAGUGUGUGCAUGUAUAUAUAUGUGUGUGUUUAUAUGUUAGAGUGUGUGGGUCAGAUUGUGUGUUCAGACUCAUCACAGAGGGUCGUAUGUACAUGCUGCUCUCUCGCUGCUGUUUAAUGAUUGCUCUGUUAAACUUUGAGCCGAGCACAGUGCUGCACUCACUCUUGACUUUUGAACUGGCAAUGAUAAGCUUGAAAUUCCCCAGACAAAGUUGCUCAACUCAUAUUUUCCCAGCACCCCCCUGGUCUCCCUCUUUCACUCUGUUUCUGUGUUUGUGUUCGCUCAAUUGAAUUCGCCGUGCUUUAUUGGCACAAGUACGACCGCCGUAUUGCCAAAGCAGAGAGGCGUAAUCAGAUUGAAGGCUACAUUCAUAAAAAGCAGGAAAUUGAAUACAGACCUCUCUCUCUCUCUUUUCAUCCUCUCUCCUGCUCUAGUUGAGUAUACUGGUUUCAGCUCCUUAACAUGACACUCGCAUGUUAGCUCUCCCCUUUAUGGUCAUCAUGGCACCACUCCCCAGCCUCCCCGCCCCCACUCGCCUCCUCCCCAAGGCUGCCCCCAAACUGUCACAUGUGCUCCUGUCUCCAGCCACAGACGCAGUGAAAUGUCAAUCCAGUAUUUCCCUUACAUGGGGUCAAAUGAGAUACGCUGCCACUGUAUCAUCACAGCUGUAAUAGAGCCAUGAAUAAUGAGAAUUAAGCUGUUUAACACGCUCUAAUCCAUGACCAUUUGUGUUACGGUUGAUCCUCUUCUUUGCUAGAGCUGUUUUUAUAUCAGUACAAGUCUUAGAAAUUCCUCAGAUCUAGCCGUCAGCUGCAGAAAAGUUUACUUAAAGGAAGCUAGCAAAUGCAUCAAAACAAUACUGUAUUAAAUCUCCAUCUUAAACUAACUUAUUUCUUCUUUCGCCAAGCAGGAGCCACUCACUGCAGAUCUUGAGCAUUAUUUGAAAAUUGCGACAUAUGUAAUCUGUGGUUUCCUUUGGUACGUGAUGUUCUGUAUGCUUGCGGAUUGUUGUUGGUUUUUGGUGUUUAAAUAUAUCAGUGCCAUUGAGAAGGCAGCUGAGCAUGUGCAGCUCUGGAGUCCAAGACGGACAUCCCCUAAAGGAUUAUCGAGCAUUUUGUGUCAUAUUACAUUGUAUCGUGCUGCUCCACACUGUGCUGUAUCAUGUCCUAUCAUGUAAUGCCACAUGGUCUUAAACCUUCUGGUAUUAAAUCCAAGUGUAAAGCCUGGUUUUAAAGUAUGUAACCAAUGCAGAAGUGCUAAUCACUGCAGUUCCCUGAGUGCCCACUGGAGGCCGGUUGGAGGAGCAUGAAAAAUUGCAUGAGCAUAAAUUCAAAAAACACAAUUUUAAGAGCAAAAAGAAGCAUAUUUUGAGUCAGGUUUUUUGCAUUUGUUAGGCAUUCUUUUAGAAGUUAUGAAGGUAAAGAGAUUGGUGAACCAGAGGGGAAUCAUAUUGCAUUGUUUCCCGUGCGCCACUACUGAAAUUUCACAUGAUCAUUAAUAUAAAUGCACCACUAAUGAUUUCUACUCGCACAAGUACCGCAAGUAACAUAACGUAACAUAUUGUAAUGUGACGGAACGUAAUGUAACAUAAUGUAACAGCGUAGCUAUAUAAAGGGCAAGAGGGUGGGGGUACCUCGUGUGCAGCUACUGAAAUUUCACAUGAUCAAUGCGCCACUAAUUAUUUCUACUCGCACUGUGUGAGCACAACAACACAUGACUUUAUUUUCGGCUUAUUUUGAGUCAUCAGCGAGCGCAUCAAAUCUUGUCUGACCCUCUUCCGUUACUGUAAAGGGUAACGUUUACGCUUAUACACGGUCUAUAUAGCAAGUAGCGCAGGUAACAUGACGUAUCAUAUCAUAAUGUGACGGAACGGAACAUAAUGUAACAGCGUAGCUACUUAAACAGCAAUAGGCCCAACAUAGCAGUGCUGCUGCUAUGGUUUAGUAUUGUGAUUUUUCGUGUUGUACAAUGUCUCUCUGUAUUUUAUCGUAUUGUGUCAUAAUGUAUUGUGUUGCACUGCAUUAUUUGGUAUGGUAUCAGAUUAAAUUGUAUUCAAAUAGUAUCAUAGUUGUUGUUUUCAGCCUCGUUAUAUGGCUUAUGUGUGUCUUUAAAGAACACACUGACCAAUCACAUCUAUCUCAUUCGACUUCAUUGACAGAGCGGAGAUGAUUGGUUUCCCAUGUUUCAGAUCUUGUGAAUUUUGUGAGGCCAGUAAAAGUAACUGACUGUUGUCUUUAUGAGUUCAUAUCUUGGAUCCCAGUCAAAGCUUCUCCGUCACUUAGAGGCAGGACUAUUCCUGAGUGUUGUGUGUAUUCAUCAAGAAGUUUCUCGACUUUGGGUAAUGACAUGUUGGGGAAACAGUUGGCUUUUGACUUCAUUUGGCAAUAUGAUUGAAACCGUAAUAAAGCCAAACAUCGGCUCAGUCCACCUCAGGCUGUUCUGUUAGGGAUCACUGGAUGCUGGCUGCAGCCCCCUCCUCCCCUCCCCCUUAAUUACCCUCCUCCCUGUGUCCCCCUCCUCUCUCACCAUCUGUUGACCUCAUGUCAUUUUUGCCUUCCUCCACCACUGCUGCUCCUUUUUCUUUCCCUAGCUCCUACCCCUCAGCUCCACCAACUUCUUUCCCUUCUCCUAAAAUAGCAAGUAGGAGAGAGAGAAAAUAAACAAGAGAGACGCCCUUUACUUUUCAGAGAGGGACGCAGGGAGAGAGCGAGUGUGUUAAUGUGUGUGUGACUGCCUUUUUCUGUGCUAUUGCUGAUCCCCGCCAGUGCUGUCUGAAGCCCUCACAGUCAGCCAGCCGGCGCCUUCAAAGGCUCACAAACUGUAUGGAUUUAAGUUAAUGGAAAGUUGCAAAAGUGCAGUUACGAAAGCCUGCCUUUCAAUCUGGACAGCCUUAGUGUAGCAAGCACUUUUCAUUUCUUUAUUGAAACCGUAGCAGGAAUAAAUGUGUGCGCUUUUUGUAUACUUCUCAAGGCACGCAAGCAGGUCAUGUAUUUAAAAGCAAAGCCACAUGGCAAAGGGAGUGUGUGUGCUUUGGUUUGAGCGCGAAUAAACAAGAGCCUCUGAAAACUAGGUAUCAAGUUCAGAGCCCGUUCCCCUCCCCCACCCCUUAAGAAAAUAUAAAUCACAUGGCAUUCUUUGCUUAUUACUCAUUGUCUCCGUUACGCAGACGAUUCGCUGCUUUUUAUUUCUGGUCCCCAUCCUGGCUUUGGCCCUUUUCCCCACAUUCCUCCUCCUCCUCCCGUGUCUGUCCGUCUCUGCCCUCCUUCUUUUCUUUCUCCUCUCCUAUUCUCCCCCUUCAUCCUCCCUCCCUCCCUACUCUCUUGCAGACAGAUUGAUUCCAGAUGUUGCUAAAUUCUUCCCUCGCUCCCUCCUCCCGUUCUUCCACGUAAUCUCCUCCUCCUCCUCUUUCUCCUUCUUUUUUUCCCCCCCUUUUCUUCUUUCCACUCUGUCCACUGCAACUCUGGCUCUAUAAUUUGAUGGUCAGGCACAAUUUUGGUGUAGAUUUCACUCACAUUCCAGUUUUUCAAGCAUUUUUUGCUGCAAGAGCACUGCCUCCAUCUUUCCCUUGCCUUCGAAUGUGAAAAAGAGCACAUGCACUCAAGACUCAAAUCACAUUUCAUCGUGUUUAUAUUGAAUUAACACGGCUGAAUGAUCAAACACAAUACCAAGCUUGUGUUUUAUAACCAGAUUGUGUGUUCAGUUUUGUUAAAAAUGCAGCACAGUGUUCUAACUCCCAGCAUGCAUCUCUCUGUGUAUUUGAAAUAGAGAUUUCUCAUUUCGCUUGACAUUGCCCAAGGCUUUGUAGACUCGAGAUCCUGCUCUGAACUGCCUUCUUCUUCUUCUGCCUCUCCAUCCGAGCCGCGCUGGCGAGCAAAAGCAACUUGAAACACAGUCACUGUUUUGCUGGAUACAAGCCUGACCGUUUCCCUGUAAGCGCGGCACACCAAGGAGAGCGUUCCCCCUGGGGACGAGGCACGAGGGGGAAAUUGGUUCCAGAUGAAACAGGAAGUGGAGAGUGGAGACAAAGAAAGGGCUGUUUCAGACAGAGGGAAAAGGGAGGACGGGCCUCGAGUCUGGACACCAACUCUCACAUGGCGUCGGAGUUUACCGCCCAUAGCAUCAAAAGGAAUAUGUCUCUCCCUUAUUCUUACCUUUUUUCCCCGACAUCUGGGCCCUUUUUUUUCAAACUUGACUCUCCAUUUCGCCCUUUGCCUUCCACGUCUAGACACGAAUUCCCUCUCUUCAUUCAUCCACACAUCAUAAGCACAUCUGCUUUUUGUGUUAGCCAACCCAUCUCUGUGUCCAACUCCUACAAAUAUUUGAAAUGCACUGGCAGACUCUUCUGGAUCAGCUUUAGUGAGCGCAUGUUUUGAAAGUCAUGACUUCAAGGGAUGAAAAUUACAAUAGAAAUUUAAACAAAUAGCAGUCUGGUCAAACACAAGUCAAAAAGCAGGAACAACCCUUUGAGGAGGGUAAGACGAAUGGACACAUUACUCUUCCAGAAGUCAAUCAAAACAAGACCUGCCUCCUCCAUGUAAACAGAUGGAGCAUGGGUCAGACUCUAAAAUGAUCAUACAUGUUACGUAGAUCUUUCUUCAACAUGGUUUCUUUCAUUUUAAGUAGUUUCUGCAUUGCUCAAUUUUUUCUGUUAGGUUUUUUCGGAGAGGUUUGGUUUAACUAGAAAUGGGCUGGCUGGUUGUAUGUAAAACAGUCGGGUUUUGGACAACUUGACCGCUUGUACCUUCUGCGUAUACUGGCUUUAUACUCUACUUUUGGAACAUGUAAGAUACAUGCUAACCCGCAGGCUUGUUUUGUGCCAAAAGUGGAACAUUUAAAAGGCGUGCAAGAAAUAAAAACCCCUUGUCUUCAUUUUUAAGGUGUUUUUUAUAAUCAUGCUAACAUACUUAAUGUGGACCCACUGGCCUAAGAUGAUUCCACCCAGCCAGGGGCCUCAAGUGGUGCACCAAGUCUCCUUGAGAAGUCUUAGAUUGAGAGAGUAAUACACAACAACACCCAUCACACAAACACAGAAGUUUGAAACUUUUUAUGCAACAUUUCCUCACCUUUGGAAACAAAGCUGGUAGACUGGUGGAAAGUUAUUCCAAAGAGAGCUUUUAAACUGGCAAAGCUCAUGCACCAGACUCUCUGCACACCACCAUACGAUGCCUUCUGAGCUGUUUUAUUUCUGCCUCUGGACUGACUGUGACCCAGCUGCACUCUCAAAUGACCCUUGACCAUGUUGGUGUGUUUAUUUAUCUCUCAUUUGGAACAAGUUGGCAGAAAACUAGAACCUGGGAGUCUAAGAUAUUUUACUGUUCAGUUGUGUUGUUGCUGCAAAUCUCCACCUGGUAGUUUGAGCCUUAAAUUUACAUGACUAUAUGUCUGGAAUGAUUUCUAUAAAAAUGCUUAAAAUUUGCAUCAUAUGGGGGAGCGCACACAUGUUAUUGCUCGACUUCUAAUUUACAGACUCUGACUCUAAAACCACAAUAUUCAGAACUAGAUUCAUGCCAUUGCCAUGAGGGGUGUUUUGGCUUCACUUUUGUGCGGUAGUUGAAGGCAGAGAAACAUCAUCCUUCACAUAGAGUCCAUGGAUUUGAUGAAAAGUGUCAUUCUUCAGUCACAGUGACCCUCCACCUCACACUCUGGUCCUUGAUUGGCUGGAUUAAGGCUUUCAGGAAGUGGUUUCCUCAGAGUUUAGGAGAAGGUUAAGGCCAGGAGGUUAACCCUGUUGACUCUCAUCUCCAGAAAUGUGCCCUCCUUGUAGCUGUGGCAUCACUCAGCCCACACUCAAGCUGUUUGCUGAAUGGAUGAGUGCACCCGGGCCGAGGGGGCAGCACACAGAUUUAAACAUUUUGUCUGCAGCCUGCUCUGGGAGAUUAAAUGUAAUGAAAACAUCAGCAGUCCUCAGCACCAACACACCAUCCCCCAUCAGCCAGCACAUAUACACAUACAUCUUUCUUUUACCCCCUCAGACCCCCUUCUCUGCCUCCUUCCUCUCCCUCCUCGCGCCUCGGCAUGAGUCCCUCUAUGUAGUCAUGUUUUCUCUGCGAGGCAUGCCGGCAGGCUCGGCUGUGCCAGUGUCAUCUCUCACUGCUGUCAUAAUAUCAUCUUUUGCUUUACUUUCCCCCAUUGUUCCUCUCCCCCUCCUCCUUCCCGUCCUCCGCUUUGACUUUCUGUCUCUUCGUUUUUGCCUCCUCCUCCUCCUCCUCACCUAACAAUUGCGGCUCUUGCCGGGGCAAAAAAAAAAAAGAGCAGAAAAGAAAAUCAUGAGGAGAAGAGAGGGGAAGAGGGACAGAAAUAAUCUAAUUAAAAGUAAUUAUGGAGCAAUUAACCACAACACUGGUUUCUGGGGCAGGGUCGGGAGGAACGGGGGCUUUGACUCUGCUGGUGGAUUCUGAUUGGUCGGUUCGGCUGAUUAUGAAAACUCUGCGUUGAUGCUUCACUAGGCAUUCUCACAGACUUUUAACUUGUGUCCUUUCUUUAAGGGAAGUGUUCUGUCCCAUGUUUUAGCUUUGGUCCAUCACUGAGCAUUGACUAAUUAUUUUGGGCAUAAAAAAGUCCAGUUACUUGACUGUAUAAUCACAACCAUUUCAUCAUUUAUUGAUGUGAUUCCUCCAGAUUUAACUGAAACACCAGAUUUUCUGAGUUAAGCGAGGGCCCUUGAACCGUACAAAACGAUAUAUUUCAAAUGAAGUGCGUCAAAAGCUGCACAGUUAAUAAGAAUAAGGAGAAUUGAAGGACAGCCACAGGCUAAAUUGAGUUAUUUCUUUUCAUGUGUGCUUAUGUGUGAGCACCUGUUAUGACUUUGAAACGGUGAGCCGUUAGUUUUCAGCAGGCUGCCUAUACUUAAUUAGUCGUUUACUGGAUGUAUGGCUAGCGACGUUACACUAACGGCUGUUAUUUAGUAGAACAACAGAUUUAUCAGGCUAUAUGAAGUGUUGGUUCCUGAAUGUUGAAUGUCUUUGAGUUCCAAAACUCUGGUAGAUAUAUCCACUUUUACUCAAACAGUCAUUUAAAACUGCAUAAAAAGGACAUAGUCACUUUCUGCUCGUAGCGUCAAACUCAACAGUUUAGUUUCUAUGGUUACAGAUAGAUGGCAGUUGCGGAAUCACUGUCUAUCAGUGAAAUUAAAUUCAACCCUCCAGUUUAUUGAAAUCAAUAUUGCAUUUCAAAGGCAAAGAAAUGAGUCACAUUAAGAAUAUUUGUAAGAAAAGAUCGUCAUUUAAAAAAAUGCCUUGAAAUAAGAAGUGGAGUGUUCCUGAGUAAACUGGCGAGGGGGUGUUUCUGCGUCUCAUCUCUAUCUCAAAAUACUGAAAUAAAUCCAGUCAUUUCAACAUAUUCUUGUAUUUUUUCCUCCCUGCUUGGCUGAAAAAAAAAACAAGCACAGUGGUAUAUUUUUUUCCCUGAGAGUGCAUUUCACCCAUAAUGUAAAAGUUUUGGACUAAAAAGCUGCCUCCACUCAUAUUCAAAAAGCCACUCACACGCUGCUCUCCUCUCUCCUGUUGUCUCCUGCAGAACAAUGAGCCGUUAAACCCUGGUUUCCAUGGAUACCCACCUCACAGUCAGGUAAGACACUAUGACUGCCUGCAAAGCCUUUGAAGGAACACACCGAAAGAAUAAAUAGUGCAGAUCCUUGACUCCAGGGGUACAUCGGGAAUCUCAGACACCAGCCCGAUCAGUUUUUGAGUGACCAGGAGCCAAAUGCUUAGAAUUUUGUUUCCUUUUGUAACAAGUACAGGGGGAAAUCAAUUCUUGGUUAACAACAACUUCAUCAAAGAUAUCUUUAUGUCUUACUGUCAAAAAAUCUCAAAGAAAAACUAGUCUGAUGCAUACAGCAUGACUCUAUUCUGCACGUGAAUACAAUUCUCCCACUAAAACACACAUUUGAAAUUUAAAAAAAUCAACUCACACGGAGAGAUUGAGUGGACCGACAAGGUCAGGUAGGUUGGUUUGAAUCUGGCCGUGGUUGAAGAGGGUACUUGUCAGCAGAUAUUCUCAUCUGAAUGAAAAGCUUCUGUGAGGAGGCUUUAUCUGCUCAUGAAAGAGUGAGAUACUGCUGUCUCUAUAUGAUCUACAAAGCAAACUAGACCAUCAGGAAAAACACUACUUUCAAUAUAGCAGUGAUAACAGUUUUUCAGGUUGUAGUCCACAUUGAAUUACUGUUUGGUUUAUAUCACAGCAAACCACACUGGAACAAAUGGUGAGAGAAUGAAUGGGAUCAGAGCCGAGUCUUUUUUUAAUGGAGAAGUGGAGAUAGUAAUAGUAAUAUAAAACACAUCCUAUUGUUGGCAGUGAAUAUUUGAUCAUCAGUUGGGGUUGUCUGUCUUCAUAGAAAAUUAUAGCAUUCUCGCAUUUGGGAACUGACUCUUUCCUCUGGGUGAACCACACCUCGUUGUCUCCCUCCUCCUAAAUGACAGUGUCAGCUCUGCUGCGCUAAGACAUUAUUAUGGAGACAAUUAUGGAGUUGUGUUAAUUUUUCCUCUGCUGCAGCCUGUGGUGGCAUUUAAAUGAUGGUGUGAAAAGAAGAACCAGAGCUGUUUGAGCUCUUCUUUCAAAGGCUUGACCCUUCAGAAAAGAAAUCAUCAUCUUUAAGCUAAGCUCUGCUUAUUCAGCGCGCAGCACUGUCACUAGGAUCCUCUCACACUUUCUCUCUCUUUAUGCCUCUCGCUGUCUCUUUCUCAUUCUGAGUGUCUCUCCAUGCAUAUUGCUCACAGUAAUGAGUACCUUAUGUGUGCGGCAAGGCGGCAGGGUAGCUGACUUUUUUUCUUAUCUACCUCCUGGCAGAUUGAGCAGCUCAAACCACCUUUGUGUGUGCGUGUGUGUGUUUGAGAGAGAGGUAUCUCUGAGUGUGUGCGGCUUUUUCUCUGUCAGAGUGCAUGUGUGUCUUGUGCGGCUUGUGUUCGGGAUGUGCAGCUCUCUGGCAGUGCCACAGGAGGGGAGUAUUGGUCUGUGAGCCUGCCCCCCCCCCUCCCCUGCCCCAGCCUCCCUCCAAUAUCACAUCAUGGAUGAUUUUCACAGGCCUCAUCUCUGUUGAGUUAUUCUCUUCUUUCUCCUUCGUCACUCGUCUUGACUCUAAAAUCUGGCGCUACUUUGAGGUUCUCCUUUCUUGAAACAAUCUCUCUGCUCUGAGAGAAGAGAGGAAAUCCUGAUGUUGUUUAGCUUUCUAGUUAAUUUAAUAUGAUUUUGGUUUCCUCUCUAUUCAGUCCAGGAUUCAGUUAUCUCUGACCCAACAACAUCAAAUCAAAUGUGUGCGUGAGGAUGAGGCAGAGAAGUGGAGCAGAGGUGAAACAGAAAUGGAAGCGAGUUAUUUAAAAUGGCUUGCCUGCAGGGCUCCGAAUCAUACAAUAGUCAGCCACACAAAGAGCACGCUCAUAUUCCAGUCUUGGCCCAGCUCGCCUGCCUGUAAGACAAACACCUGGGCAAAGAACUACAUCUGUACUCCCUGAACUGCACCACUGCUGCAUUUGUUGAAUACAUGAUUUAAAACCCGUCCCUGCUAAUGUACACCGCCUUUGGGCAUGCAAACUAUGAGUCUCCUGCACACCAGCAGCAAGUUAUCAUGCAAAUGGAGCUAGCCGAGCCUUAAUAGCAAAGCACAGUCUGGCUUAUUCACUGCUGCAGCGCGUUUGUCUUGAUAAUGCUCCUGUCUGGUGUUAUGUAUGCAUGUGUGAACUGCCUGCAGGUCCUGCUUAUGUCAAUAGGAGUGUGUUAAACGGUGACAGGCGCCUGUGGGUGCCCGUGGCUGCUAUCUGUCGGUGGUAAACAUGUGUGGACUACGUGUGUGCGCGGCUGUUCUGACCUCCGGGGGCUGCACAUGUCAGUCUCGGUCUGUUUAGGUCACAGAAACGAUCAGGGUUAACAACACUCACACGUAAACACACACACAAGCUAGUGGCUCUCAUUAAGCAGUAUUGUAUUUAAUGUCAGUAUAGGUUAAAGCCCCAAGAUGUGAGGGGAUGUUAUGACGAUACACUGAAGACUCCGAGUGUACACCUAGGUUGAUGUAUUUCCUGUUUGGAAAAGGCGCUUUGUUUGUUUUCUGAUCAUUUAUAGUUUAAGGAUUUUUAUCAGAGAGGUUUCCACAAGUGCCAGCUUUUUGCCUAACAGCUGAAUACUCACUGAACUAUGCCCAGCCACUCUUUCUUUAGUCCAUGUCAUUAAAACAUUUCAAAUGACAAAAUUGUAACUCAAUAAUCCCCUGCAAUUUGCAGACACUUGCUACUGCUUUAUAACUGUAGGAGUUCUGCCCGGCAUGCUCUGUCUGUGUGAUAAGACAGCAGUAAUCCUUUUUGAAAUCAUUACUUUGGCAGAAAGUGUUGAAGACAAGAACAGAAAUGACAGUUAACUGCAUUUAGCUGCAAAUGCUGAAAAUCACUGGUGACUGCAGUGUGACACCUCCACAGUGGGUUAUACGUGUGAACGUUUUCUCACCACACCAUACUCUGACCUUUAUGAGCUUCAUGAUAGUAGAAUCCCUCUGCAGGGGUCUAAAUGAUAAUAGGCGGUUAUUCCUACAGACUUAAGUCCGUCUUCUAUGUAUGUUGCAGAUCACUGUUGUGACAUUUGUACCUUAGCACCACAAAAACUUUCAGAGCCAGGUGAAGUUUAUUUUUAAAAACAACCUCAGCUGACAGAAGUGCUUUACAGGAGUGCAAUGUAAUCAUACAUACACUGACUAAUAAUAAAAACUGUAAUGGAAUAAAAACAAACACAAUAUUAAGAAACAAAUAUGUGAAAAUAGAAUAGAAAAAAUUUUUAAAAAAAUGAAUAUCUGAAGGGUCUCAAAAAAGUAUGUCAAGAAUCAGUUCUGUGGAUUAAAGGCCUUUAAAAAGUAUUAAAAGUUUUUAACACCAUCCUACGAGGCAUUAGAUUUUUUUUUGCGAGUUGAUAAUUUGACAAGAAUUAGUAAUCCAAGGAUAUAUAAAUAAUGUGUUUGUGUUGCAUUUGUUUGAGUUAGUCAGUGUUUGUCCAGCUGUCACAGAUCUGUGCUGAGUUCAUCUAAAAAACAUUAAAGUUAAAAGCGUGCCCACUGCUCCACCAGUUGACUGCCAUCAUCUCAGAAACUCUACACCUGAAAAGCUCAGUGAGGAAAUCUGAAAUCAUGGACAAGUGGCUCGAUGACUCUGAGUUUAAACAGUGGCUGAAGAGUGAGUUGUUCUUGGUUGGCUAUGCCCAAUGUGGGGAUGAAGUGUUCUUCAGGUUUCGGGGUACCUGCAGCAUCUGUCUGCAGUCUGCGUAUCUGAAAUUCACGGGACAGGCUGACACAUGUAUGUGGAGGACACUGAGCACUGAUGUGUGCAUGUACAGUCACUUAAGCCACCAUGUGCCUCUGUUUACCGAGCAGGACAUCUGCUACCCAGCAGUUUUCUGUUUUUUGCUACCAAGAGGUAAACAUGUCCGUGUAGUUGGUGGCCCGACGGACACAGCAUUUCCUAAAGACUUGAUAUCUUUGUUCUUUUCUUAUUUCGAUAGACAACACAGUGUGUACUACACUAAUGAGUGCAGCGGGGGAUAGUCUGCCCAGCUGGCUACUCACUGUCUGAGUAUUCAGUUUGUUUGUGGAAAACCCUGAUAUUUGGUGGAAAAGCUGAUGACAGACAAGAAAUAUUAGGAAAGGCGUUAACAUCCAACACAGGAGUCAAACCAGGGGCUGCAUCAAAGCUUCAGCAUCUCAAUACUUUUAUUUUAAGGUACUCUUAAUGGAUCAGAGAGUUAUUAAAUCGAUUUGAAGCGGCUUAAAGAAUGAUGAAAAAUAAAAAGUGAUAAAUGUUUUAGAGGCAGAAGCUCCUGUGUUGUAAUGCUGGCUGUUACGUUUCUCUCUUUACCCCUCUGUUACCUGCUGAAGAAACUACUUCUGACAAGUGUGUGACGAUUGGAUAAAAGAGAAAUCACCAACUAGUUUACUGAUUGCUGAUGUGGAUCUUAGAUGGAUAAAAAGGUCAAUAUGAUGGUCAAAUAUCCUUGUCAGCCAACCAAGUAUUCAUAAGUUAGUGGAUCCUAAAGUGGGUAUCAUGAGACAUCUCCUUAUUUUCUUUCUUUUUAAACUUGGACAUUUUGUCCUUUUGCAAAAAUUAAAGACAAAAAUAUAUUCAUAACCCAUAAAGUCCUCCCAGCUGGCUACACCAGUCACCAGUAGCUGAAGUCAUCCUCACUGGUGCACUGUUGCUUCCCUUUCACAUGAAUAAUUGCAGUUCUCCUCAAAACGAGCAGAUUUUUUUAUAUCGAAAAGCCAAAUCCAAGUUAUUGAUCACCUGUCUUUGCUGUGAUGAAGGAAAACAAAGUUUUGAAUUUGCUGAUGAGUAUUUGAUAGAUUUAUCCCCAAAGUUUGAGGCCUGAAAACAAUGACGGCACAUCUCUGUGUUUGUGUGCGACUGACCGCGUGUGUGUUUAUCGCUGUGUUCAGUCUGUGCGCUUAAUCCUCAGAUCAUCCCCUAUUCAUCCUCUCAUCCUCCUCACUUACAGCUCUAAUCCUGUCAUCCCUCGCUCGUUUUUUCACCCAGCCCUUUUAUCCAUUUAUCUUUCCAUCCUGUUAUCUCUCGCUCGCACCCUCUGUUUCUCUGUCCCUCUCUGUCCUUAUGCUUCCCCCCUCAUUCAGGCCCACCACCACCACCACCACCACCCCCAAUCACUUAUCCUGCCCUCCCUCCAUCCCUCCUUCCCUCUGGACCCAGUUCCAGCCAGACUCAGCAGAUGUCUGAAAGCUUGGCAUCAGGGCUUUUUUUCCGCAGAGUUCAGUCCCUCCCAGAUGAAAAUGCGGCGCGAGGAAGGAACUGCACUCUCAUCUCUGCAAAUUAAAGCGCCUCCUAACAAUACGCAAGUGGGAAGUAAGGAGAACUGAGCCCAAGCCAGAAGAAGGAGAAGAAGGCGCAAUGCAGCGUGAUACUGCUCAUGUUCAGGUCCGGUUUUAGACUCUGCAUUCGAGGGAAGGCGCUUGACUCAGUUUUGUGAGUCUUCUUCUAUCUGUGUGAAGAAGGCGGCUACAGCAGAGAGGAGAUGGUGAUCUAGGAGCCUACCCACGCAGCCAGCUACCUAUCUGGCCAACCUCCCUACCUACUGCUGCUUUUUGGAGCUGACAGGCCGCCACGCAAUAAAUAAAUCAUCAAAAAAACGCUGCAAUGCAGUAGGGGUCUUGUUCCUGUUCUGUUCUCUCAGGCAGCCAGCGUGAGGAGAGAAGACAGCAUCUUCUUCCUCUUCCUUUUGUCUCACCGGGGGGUUUGAGGAGGCAGCAACAGCAGCCAUCCCACUCCAUCUAGUCUUCAAGCUAGGUGGCUACACGGAGAGGAUUGAUGCUUUGAUGGAAAGGAGGGACUGAAGCCGAGAGGGAGGGAAAGUUUUAAAAAAGAGGGGCGGGAACAAGGAAAAGCGAGGGGGACGUGUGAAGAGAGCGUGUGAAUUACAGACGCAGAGCAAAAAAAGAGAAGAGAGAGAAGGGAGGCGAGAAGAGACUCAGGCUGUCAGGAGGAGAGGAGACGGAAAAGGCCCGAGGGGGAUCAGAGCGGCAGGGCUGGUGGAGAAGAGGAGAGUGACAGGAGGACGAGGUUCGCGUGCCGGAGAAGUGGAAGAAGGGACACCGGCAAAGAGGAGGAGGAGGAAGAGGGAGUGAACGAGGGAGAAUUUGAAUGUGUGAGACAGCCGUGGACUGAAGCCAUCCUUGGCUCAUGGUCUUAGAGCACAGACAGAGGAGAGGAGGAGGAGAAGGAGGAGGAGAAGUGGAGACACACGGGGAAGAAGGGGAGAGGAGAAGGAAAGUGGAGAGCUGGUCUGCAGUUGUUCCUUUAGAUCAGACGAUGAUGGGGCUGUACUUCCCUGCAAUGCUGCCGGUAAGUUUACAUAGUCUGCAGAGCUACAGCUCAGCGCACACGCUGGAAACUGCAGAAGAGCAGAGUUUAUAAUGAUUUUUGUUGGCAGGUUUUUUUUUUUGCUGGCUUGCAGAAGAAGUAAUUGCUGCACUGUUUAUGGUAAAGCCUGUUUUGGUUCUCUGCCUCUUGGCCCAGGUGAGGCCUUGUCAGAUAGUUGGCAGGGCACCAGGCUAACAGCGGGGCUUGUUUCUGCAGCUCUGCUCGUCUCACUCUUGAACUGUUUGAGCUUGAGUAUCUUUGAUUGCUGUGGAAGAAAUCAUGCUAGUGGCUAAUUAGGUCACUUUUGUUAUGCUGAAGUUUGAUCAUGUGGCUCUUAAGUGCGAGCAACAUCCUGGGGGGCUUCAGCUGAGUAGUAACAACACUUCAGCCAUUAGGUGGAGAUGUUUUUUUUUUUUUAGCAAGUGGUUGAUUUUUUCUAUUUGCAUGAUUGUCAGCAUGUAAAAUUUGUCUCAGUCCUAUUUUAGUCUAGCAGCAUCCUGCAGACCCUAAAUAAACCAAAAAGGCGCAUUGUAUCCAAGCUGCAGUAUCUUUGACUGUCUUGAAUCCUGAAAAUAGUUGGAUUGCAUGUUUGCACACAAUGUUUGUUUAUAAGCUAGGCUAAUCUUAGCAUGUGGUGGGCGUGUCUGUGCUACUAUAGCCUGAAAAUGAUUCGUCUGACUCUGUUCUAGCUUGUCCUGCUCUCUGGUCUCUGCUGCCUCUAGGCCCUGAAGGUUGGGGGUAGAGGGGGAGGGGGCUGAAGGAGGUACACGCUGACAUGGAGUAGCAGCCGCUGGUUGGACUGCCUGUGUCGACAUGCAUGCACAGUGGGGUAUUGCAUGCUCUCGCCAUGCUGACGGCACACAGUGUCAUGUUAUAUUUCAUGCUAUGUAUGUGUGUGUGUGUCCUGUCAUUUCAUGUGGGCAAAUGGUGGAGGUUUAUUUUUUCUUAUCAAGAGAUUCAACGUUGUCAUCCAAGCUGUCCGUGCGGUUUAGACUUCAUCUUUGUUCAGAUUGAGGGAGACAGGUGCCAGGGCACAGUUGUUUCAGCACAGACACACUGACACGCAAACCAGUUGUUGCUUUUGUGUUGGCAAACACGGGGUAGUAUUCACUGCACAGCAACAACUAUUAUUGGUCUGAAUGUAACUGCUGUAUUCAUGUAGUGCUCUGUAGUUUUAUAUGCACAGUUAACUCAAACUAUGUUUACAGCUUGAUUAGAAAAUUUAACUCGACUACUGUCCUUGUCCUUAUUAUCAAGCAACACUUUAGAACUGAUUAAUCAACAGUAGGUGGCGAUAUACCUUCUAUUAGCUAGUUAUAAAUUGACUGUUUGACCUAAUCGUUCAAGUACCAAAACAGUUGACAAACAAGUGAGCAAGAGGCUGAUUAGUCGUAUGUCUAAAGUCAAAACAUGAACGACUUCAUGGACAGCUCUCUACUGUUUGUGGAGCAUUUCAGCUUCUGGAAAAAUCUGGCAUUUUUAGAGCAUUCACAGAACUUUAGGGACAUUUUGAAGUCGAUUGAGAUGUAAGAGAAAGUCAAUCCCCAACACAAUAUGGAAGUACAAUAUGAUCCGAUACGAUCGAUACGAUACACUUUGUCUCCUGAGGGAAAUUUGUCUUGGACUCCAAGAGCUGCACAGAUAAAGCUGCCAACUAGUGACACAAAGCCGAGACCUAACAAAGACACAGUCACACAACCCACGCACAUUGCACAUACACACACAUUGCACAUUACACAUGGACUAAUGUAUUUACAGUGUUGUCCAGUGUAUGCUGGACAAAUGCAGUAAAUAGACGUUUUUAAUAACUUUGAAGUGAAACACAGCUGGAGAACACUGUGUACUCGCGUAUAAAGGCAUUCUGCAACAACAAGAACACAUGGUGAGAAGCCAUUAUCUUUGUCCGGAGAAGUGUUAGCAAACGUGGUGGAAUCAGCAACAGCAUAAUCACAGUGCAGCAGUCCGCUAUUGUUGUUGUUACCUCCCCACUCGCACAAGGCUAUUUAACUGGUAAUGUUACAUGCAUGUGCAAAUGGGGCUUUGAUGUUGCUACUCUUAAGAAAUCUUUGUCUUUGAAAUCUUGCUCAGUUACACGGCCAUUGAAUUUUUCUGAAGUUUGUUUUCAGUUGCCUUGAAUACCAAUUCCAUGCAAAUGAAAAGCCAAAGAAAAACAGUAUUUUACUGUUUACUAUGGAAAACAUUCUCAUGCAAACAGAGCCUGUGACUCCCUAUUUCAGUUUAGUGACAGUUGUUUAAUUUCUUUGCGUCACGGCCAACCAUUUUCUUAAAUUCAGCCUCAUACUUGUGCUCACUUUUGAGUCACUUUGAUGUGGACGAUCACUGUAUCUCUCCAGCUUUCAUCUUUCCCCCCGGUGCUGUCGUUGUAAGUGACAGCUGGCUUAGUCUUAAGAGGCACACUUGAGUCAUCUUCUAGUAUGAAUGACUGUUAGUUUCAGCAUACAUCAAGAAAAGGGAAACAUGUCUUUGGGUUGGAUAAAUACAAAAAGAGAAGAAGAGGUCCACAGGGGGCUCCAGAAUCAACACUUAAUAAAAAGUUCCUCACAGGAGCUUUAAUGAGAGUUUACAAUAUUUUCCACAAACAAAGAAAAACAGGUUUCUACAGAAGGCAACACAGCAACAGAAAAUCAAACAAGAAGACCUGACGCAACAAGAUGACCUGGAAGUACAAACUUGAUCAAGUGGAUGGGAGAGGUAAAAGGAUGUAAACACACCAGAAGAGAUGAGUCAGAAGAAAAAUACCUGCUCAUUAAUGCAGCGUAAACAUGACCUGCUGCUCAUUCUUCAUCACAGUGAGAUUACAAUCAACAGCACGUCCUUAUAUGAACUGUCUUCACAAAUACAUAGACUGCAGUAAUAAAAGCUGCAGACUGGGGUGUUUAUAUUUAUAAAUUGUGAGUCAUGUAACUUUGUAAGAUACCUUUUCAGUCAGUUUAGGAGGAACUAUCAACACGCCCGCUCAGUGAGGUCCAUGUUGUUGUCUCUCUGUCUUCCUGCUGUCUUUGCCCCCUGCAGGCUUCAACAGCUGUUAGCUUCAACACUUAAAUCCUCUUCAAAGAGAAUGGCACCAAGUGGGCACGGGGUUAUUGACAUGUGGGAGUGAACUUUACACUUUAAAGGUGACACAUCUCCAGUCACACCCUGGCUCUUCCAUAUGAACUACAUGACCAUUCUGUCGUUUUGUUGACACUUGACACAUCUCUAUACUGCAGGUCCCACCUUGUGUAAACAUUACUACUACUACUCUACACUUCUUUGUAUUUCAGUUUCUUUGUACAUCAAAUUAAAUACAAUCAUUGAAUCAUGUUUAUUCAGAAUAAACAUGAACAGUCUGUGCCUCUGAUGAUUUCAAAGAAGCUCAAAUCUCUGCUGCAGACUUGUGGUCCAGACUUGUUUAUUUCACCUGGACUUACUUCUGUUUGUUUUCAUCCUUGAAAUAAUUCUGUGUGAAAAAUCUGCUGCUUACUUGACAACCCAGUUGGUUAAGAUAUCAAACAUAUUUGAAUAUGAGAUGUUACAGGCAGACUGUGACCUCAGGACAGUGUUCCCUUGUCUUCUGGUGAUGUACUGAUUCGGAAACCUUGUCUCUUUGGUUGACUUGUCCGCGCCAGCCCCCCUGCAGCAGAGCAGCACACAAGCUUUAAGCUCGUCUGUUUUCAUCUCUGCUUUUUCACAGGUCAACAGAAAUGUGUCACCAAGUAGCCGGUUGUCUGAAAACAUCUGCCCACACUCAGUUCACAUUCCCCCUGCAUCUCCACAUGUGUAUCUGCAGUCCUGCAAAGGUGUUGCGUCAUCCCUCUAACCCACCUGCUCAGCACUGAGCCGGGUGUCAAACCGAGCUGCUUUUUCACUGAGUGACUUGAAGGCAGUGAGUGGCAUCUGAGUAUUUAGGCUGCUUUACUGUUCCCCUCUAACAUUAUCCCCUCAGACUGCGGCAGGACUCCUCGGAAUUUGCAAAGGAUCCACACCCAAGUCUGUUCCCCUCAGGGUCUGUGUUUGUGGGAGUGUAGCUGCACAUGAGGAGAGAGGGACCCAAUCCUGCAGCUGCACUCCUAACAAAGUGACAGCUACCUGUGCCGGGGCAUGACAGUACAUCCCAAACAGCUUAAGUGUUUAUUUAACAGCAUAUUCAACCUUAGUCAUUGUGGUCGAUCUGUAGGAUAGUGCAUAUUUCUAAGUAAGUAGAAAGCAUCACAUCAGAAUAUAGAUUUUUCUCCACGUCAAAGUCAAAGCACUGAAGCUGGUCUAAUUAACCACCUCAUUAAAAAUGAGCAAGAAGUCAAACAAUUACAUCUUUUAUGUCAGUUUUUUAAAGUUUGUCUUGAGAUUUAUACCUUUUUUGAGAGGAAAGAGCAGCAGAUAGACUAGGAAACUAGGAGGAGAGAGUUUGCAAUGACAUGCAGCAAAAAACCAUUGGUUGGAGUCGAACCAAGACCACUCACUAUGAAGACUAUAGCCCAAUGUCAUACCUUCAAUUUUGAAAUUAAUGUUUUACCUUUCUGUAAAUUUACUAAAAGGUUUAGACAUCAAAUGUAUCUUGUAAUUUAUUUAUGAUAUAUCCAGUAUUAUUAUGAUAACUGAUCAAAUACCAGAGAUACUGCAGAUGUUGCACUUGCUUUAAAGGGAUAUUCUGGCGUUAAAUUAAUGUAGGGUCAAACACUUUGAUUUUACGCCGGAAUAUCCCUUUAACUGAGGAUAUGCACACGGUAUCAAUGUCACCUUCCUUACUUGUCUGCACCAGAAUUACUUGUUGGUUAAACCCACACUCGCCACACUGCUUGGUUACAUCAGAGGCUUUCUUACAUCACUCCCAGGAACAUUUUGUAUUUCAAAACGCUCUUAGAAACUUUUGUCAGUAAUAAUGACAGGGAAAGGUUGCAGUGUAAAAAAGAUCUGACUUGACCCAUUAAUGAGGCACUAAAGGAAAACGCUUAAGUAUUGGUGGCCUAACAGACUGUGAUGCCGCUCCACCUCGGGGUUAACUGCUCUCCCUGCAUACAUACAGCCGUGAUGAUAUUGUCAGGCGCUCUAACUGCUGCUGCCUAAGGCCGUACGCAGAGAGUCGAGGUGUGAAAACGCUACACAUGUUCUCUCUCAGCAGAACACACACGCACUACAAACACAGAUCCGGAUUUUACCAGCAGUAAAUAGUAGAGGUGAUGCUGCAGUGCCUUAAAAGUCUGCAACACCUCCUCGGUUUUGCACUCCUGCAUAACAAACAGACCUUUAAUGUAGCUCCUCUUCACACACUUUACCCCAGCUCACUCUGCGGGGGCAAGUCAGAGCCGCUGGGUUUUCAAAUUUUCACUUCCUGACUGCAGUGAAAAAACUUUCCCUUCUUGCUGCCUCCACUUAGAAUGGGCAAUGCAGGGUUUCGCAGAAUACCUCCUCGUGUGGAUGUAAUAAUAUGGCUGGAAUCAGCAGAGCAGCAAGCAUGUUAAAGCACUCAAAUCUUGCCCCGGCUCGAUUUGCAUAUUUCCAUUGGUCUGUGUCGUCUUUAGUAUUGGUUUAUUGGCCCCUGGGUUGUAUGGGGAGAAGAGCUCAUUCUCCUGUUUCAUGCACUGUAAAUCAGGCUGGAAUAAAGGGCAGGGAAAGUCCUGUGUGGUAUAAAUGUUAGUCGGCGAUUGGAUAUGAGAUACAGAGAGGAAAGAAAAGCCUCAGAUGGAGUAAACGCGAUGUACCAGAUCCAAAACAUAGAACUUUUACUGCAUUUGGACUCAGUUAGCCUUUUCUCCAUUCAAGCAGAUGGUUUCUUCAGUCCUGUUAGGAUUCUGCACACUUCAAGAUAAGAAAGUAAUAAACUGAUCAAGCCUUACUUUCAAAAAGUAAAGUCAAACUACAUCUCUGUCAGCCCCUCAGUUAUAUAUCCUUUGAAUGUUUAUUGAAGUUUAUUAUUAAUUCAGAUAAACCGCUCAUGAUUUUUCUUUUCUUUUUGCUCUCUGUGACUCCAGCGCAGUUUUUUUUUUUUUUGCAUCAGCUACUGAUAAUCUUCUUAAUGCACAGAAAAUCUGUAAAAUCUUUGUUAUACUUUCUUAGCGUAUGUCUUAAAAAAUAUCUCAUGGACAGACCAAACACCAAAGAUACCAAGUCUGUUUAAAUCCAUGCUUGCCCUUUUUUUUUAGUUUCUUCUCAGACGUCAAAUCCUCACAUUGGGGAGGAUGGAGAUAGCAGUGUUUUGCAUUUUAUUUUAGAAUAACAAAGUUCGAAUCAAUUUUUUUUCACUGCAUCAUUUCAGACGCCAUAAAUUCUUACUCUAACUUGACUGACUGACAAACCUUGUGGACUGUACACUCUGGUAUUCCUCCAAUCAUUCUGAGACCAGAAUAAAAAUGGCAGUUAUUUUCUUAAGUGUGUCCAACAUUCCUCUUUUUUCACAACUCGAUAACACAUCCUAAAGACAGGGGUGUUGUUGCCGGAGCUUUGCAAACUUUUCCUCUGUCUUCAUCUUUUGGUAGGACAUUUUGUUUUUUUACAGACACAACUUUUGUGGGUGCUGAGUGGUCAUUGGUUGAAGGCUGCCAGAUGUUGCUUUGAUCAUCAUUCACAAGAUGACAGAAAUGGUUCUCAGAGCUGGUAGGUCCUAAAAUUCUUUUGGUCACGCAGUCUCUCACAGGGUGGUGAUCCUCCUCCCGUUUUUACUGCUAAGACACCCAGGAAGCCCUUUUCAAACCCAGUUAUGUUAAUUGAAUGUUGCAAAUGUUUCUCUGAGCUUUGCCCAUUUUUAGCAUGGCAUGAUUUUUUUAGUCUGUUCUUUCCAUCCAUUUAACAACUUCUUUUGCACACAAUGCUGGCAUCAAUGUAAAAAGGAGCAUAUAUCAUACAUCAAACUUUAAUUUUUUCAGUUUUAACCCUUUAAUGACUGACACCACAAAUUAUGGCCAAAAAAAUUAUUUUUGGAGCUGAAAUGUUUAUUUCACUUACUACUGAAAACCCCCCAAAAAAAUGAAAAUGUCCUUAAAAUUGAACAAAUAUAUUUAUUUAUCUUGUUUAAUACAUUAGAUGUUUCUGGAAACUGAUAAACUACAAGUAGACUGUAUUCAGGUGUUUUUUUUAGUAAUUUGUUGAUCAUAUUGAUUUAAUAGAAGUAUAUAAAAGUAUGUAUCAAAUAUGAUACAAAAGGCUAAUAUUUGAAUAGUAUUUGCUCUUCUUUAAUGAACACAAAGUUUAAAUGAUCUACAAACCCACACAUUGUUCUUUUGCCGACAUUUUAAACACCACUCAAACUUUUUCAGGUCACUUUCUUCUAUGAUGCAAAUUUGUCUCAUGAUUCCGGAACAAAACACAGUGCUUUAUUCAGAGAUUUCACCCAAUUUGAUCCUUGGAUGUUCUCGUUUUUGAAUGGGUUGGGCUUCAAAUAAAGACCCUUUGUUUUUUUUAAGGAUUAUUUUAAGGCUCAUUUCAGAAAGUUUGCAGCCUGUAGUGCCGUUUUUUUUCCUAUACGGCUAAACUGACUUCAGUGCAUAUUUUUCAGUGACAAAAUGUGAGUCAAACUUAGGGCUACAUUGUUUUAUUGUAAAGUAUCUUAAAUCCUUGUAUCCUGUGUGUCCAAGCCCCUGAGUUUUUGAUAUUCCAUAUGGACAAGCUCUUUGAAAUCUGAUUGGAUGACAGUCAGGAAGAAGCAACAGGAGUUUGAGAAGGAGGUUACCAUAUAAGGAGGAAGGGGUGUGGUUUCUGCUGUGAUGGACAAAACAGAGCAGUAACAGAUUUGAGUGACUUCAGGGGUGGGUGGUGGCGGGUUUUAAAGGGGGGAAAAUAUCUCCUGGCUUUUAUCAGGCAUGACAGGCGAGGACCAGGAGGGAAGGGGGGAAGUGGGCGGAGCCAAGAGGGCGUCCUUCUUGAACCUGAGGGGGAAAAUAGACAGAUUGCUGCUUUAAAGAGUUUUUCUGUCGUGAAUUAGGUGACUUUAAAGCGCCAAUUUACCAAAAAUGGAUGAUUGAUGGGUUUCAGUUGCAUCCUCGUCACUUGGAUCGUCAUUUUGUCUCUGCGGGUGCUGUGCGCUUUGCUUCUUGGGUGGUAACAGGCUGAAAUCAGAAGACAGACACAGUGUACUGGAAGUGUUCUCUAAAAAAAAAGGCCUCCCCUCCUCCUCCUCCUUCUUCUUCUUCCCCCCUCCUUUCUGUGUGUGGAAAAACAUAUGGCGUCUCAGGUAACGCUGCUGCUGUGUGUGUCGAGAAAAAAAGCUUGGAUGAAUAGUUCCAACUCCAGAUGGUCUUUUUUUUUCUACCUGUUAUAUCAGAUUUUUAUUAAAACAUUUCACUUGAUACUCAGUCUACUCCUUUUUUGGCUUCUGCUCCCCUGCUUGUUUGGCUUCGUCUUAUCUCAGAAUUUAAAAAUCAGAGUGGAAAGUUUGGUUUUAAGACCAGACAUAACUCAAAUAAAGCCUGUCAUUAUUUCCCAUGAGCCCCUUCCCCCACCUUUUAAGCUCCCUCUUUUUCCUUUUCCAUUAUUUCGUCUCUCCUCUCUGCCUCGGACUAUAUGAUGCUGCCAUGUAGGGCAGUGCUGCUUCUCAGUCAGCGGGUCAGGAAUGUCCCAGCGGACUUCAGUGUGAACUAUUCCCUCCUCUGAUCUUAAUCUACUCACUGCGUUCAUUUUUUUUUUGUUUGUUGAAUAAGCCCAUUUAUUGUUGUUUGUACUCAUUUCACUAAAUCACAUCAGAUGAGAGUUUCACUCAUGGUCUCCAACGCUUCGUUGUAAAAGUGUUGUAAUUCUAGCAGUAAAACCUCUCUGGUGAGAGCCAGGAUUUGAUCAACUCCAAACUUUUUGUCAGACUAUAGGGGUGUGAUGAUAAUUCAUCUUAUGAGAUGAGAUGAGAUAAAACAUGAUAUUGGCUGAGACUGAGAUGAGAUGUGUCAAUUUAGCAGCUAUUUAGAUUAAGUUUAAGUCUCAAGACAAAAAUACCUGUUAGUUUCAGUCAUGUUCUUACCACUUUUGCCUUUUAUAGUUGAGUCAUUUCUUUUAGUCAAUAUAAAGUUGUGAUAUUUUAGUCAUUACUUUCGAAUUAAUUCAGCUCAGAAGAAUUGAGAAGUUGUUACCAUGGUUGUAUAAGGUGUUUGAUUUUGCAAUGUUUCAGCCUCCCUACACUUGAACUCCUGCUACCUCUAAAUUGUUUACAUUUUAUAGUUGUACUCAUCCAUCAGUACAAAGCUGCUGUGCUGACCCUGCUGAUCCUUACCCUACCUCAUAAGACCUGAUGCACUGACACACUGCCAACUUUGAAUUUUAGUAACUUACUAGAGUUCAAAAAUGAACUUUUGCCCCCAGAUUUAAAUGAAGACUGAUUUAAGAUAAAAAUGAACAGUCCUACUUUUGCUGCUACUACCAUUCUUGUUGCUAGGGCUCGGCGAUAAACCGAUAAUUUACAGAUACCUAAAUUUACGACAAAAACCAAUGUCAUUUUUGACGUCAUGUCCCUUUAAGACACUGUCCUACGUCAGAGAGGUGACUCCACCACAACAAAGAGGGAAAGACAGGUGAGGAGAUGGAGGAUGGUUCUAAAGUUGUAGCGGCUGGAGCAGCGGUUGAAGUAGACAAAGUUAAUGUGGGUGCAGCUUGUGGAGUAGUUAUCGUCCAUUUAUCAUUAUUGCGGUGAACUGCUCAAUAUAUAGUAUCACCCAGCCCUACUUGCUCCUAUUCCCUAAUUUAUAUUGUCGUUUUUAAAACAAUCAUACAAAUGAGACCGUUCAAACCAAAAUACAAGCCAUAAAAUCUAAACACAUGAAUGUACACAAUGAGUAAAAACAACAGGAACACAUUUCGAAGAGUAGAAUAACUGAAAGGCAGUGUUUCCAAAGAGGUUAAUGUAGAUCGACUACAUCACUGCACUACAGAGGCAGAGUGUUUUGACAUCAAGUCAUGUUAAUUCAGUCUUCCCUCAGCCUGUUGUGACCAUGAGAGAGGGUACACUGAAUAAACACUGAGCUGCUUUUCUGCUGCCCUAAAGCAGCCUCAUGUUGAUCUCAGUUAAUGAAACAUCAAGAAGCUCUACUCGACCCUCUCAUUCAGUGACACACAGCACUCCAGUUAAUACGUCUCCCUCUCAUUUCAUUGUCCCUCUUUCUCUAAACCCUUGACUCCCUCUCUUCUUCUUCCUUCCCUUCUUUGGUGAGUGUGACUAAGCCCUGGGCAGGAAUAUGCCUACAGGACACACCCUUUAGAGGCUGAAUACAGGCUGCUGCAUGUUUAUGAGCUCACAUGCCCUAACAAGUACGCUCAGGCUUUGAUAUAUUCCAGCCCGAGUAGGCUUAGGUCUAACCAAUGAAUUUUAAUGGUGUCUGAUGGUUCCUUUUUAUCACUCAGGGACAGAAACCAAACCAGAGAGGAUGCAAAACACAAUCAGCGAUUACAGAUUCUUUCCUAACUUGCAUCACAAAGCGAGUGGCAGCAGACGACUUCCCCAGAUUUUUCCAUCCUGUUUUUUUGGAAAACCUCUCUGAUGCCUCCUCUAUCUGUUGGGCGCAGACCCCAGAAGCUGUCUGUCUUACAGAUGGGCCCUUUUUUUUAAAAGCCUCAGCUGGCCGUUUACGGGCAACGCGGUCGACACAGCAGAAGAAGAAGGAGCAGCGUGGCUGUAGGAUUAGAGACAGAGGGAUACGGAGAGCUGGAUGCUUAGUUCCUCUGUCUAAUUAAAAGAGCUGUCUGGAGACAGAGUGUCUCCAGGCGUCACCCAGCCCAGAUCCAGCCCAUGGGUCGUGCUGCCUGGCCUGAUGUGGAAGGAGCAGCUUGACCCCAAAAACACUUUGCUUUCUCACACCCUGUCGGCCUCCUGUCUCCCCCCUUUCACUUCGCUUUACAUUCAAACCCCGCUCUCACUCUGCAUUCAGGGAAUCUGUAGACAGAAGGGUUGCAUGUUUGAACACAAGUGUCUAAACCUAUUCACCUAAACUUCACACAGACUUUUCCCCGGCACCUUUUCACUAAGAGUAAAGACAAAGUCAGGGCCAGCUGAUAUGGGAUCCAAUAUACUGCAUGUUUUCAACAGCCAGUGCUGAUAAUUCGAAAGUCAGGCUGCUGAUUACAGGUUUUGUUAUUUGUAUUUGAUAAAAUAGAAGAACUAAAUAUAUACAAUAAGAAACAACAAAAUAAACAAUAUUUACAAUAAGAAACAACAUUUUAAAUAAAACUCAAAACAGUUGUUCUUCUUGAAUCUCGCUUUUGUUGGCUCAGGAACUUCUUUAUCUGUUCAGCCACCUGUAUUAGUUAAAAUAGAAACAAUGCACGGUUAAAAUUUUGUUAAAAACUCAAUAUUCAUUACAACAUAAUAUCCUUGACUGUCUUUCUCAUUAACAUGUUUUUGAAGCAUUUUGAUAAAUUCAUGAAAUAGCAAAACAUAUAGGUUAACCUAUAGAUUUCAGAACAAGACUUAAUGUUAUAAACAAUAUGUAACUGCCUUAUUCUGUACAUCAGAACAGAAUUCAUGAUAAACAUUUUCCAGUGACUUUGUUAGAUUUGAUAUGCUCUCAUUUCAGGGUGAGAAAAAUCUGCUGCAGUCCUUCCUCCUGAAAAAUCUCCUCCUGCUUUUCUUAGACAGUUAAUCCCAUCACUCACCGGGAAUCUUUGCCGCUGAAAGUGUCAACAAAGGCUGUUUCUGCAGCUGACACCAGCCCUGCAGCAGCAGUUACUUGGCUUGUUUGUUCUUCAGGUCAUAAAGAGGUGUUAAUAUCAAUCAGAGUCUGUUUCAUGAAUGCCUAAGAGACCCUCGCAGGAGUUUUAAGCCCAGAUUGUUAUUGUAUCGCCAGUAGGAUCAGGUUAUCAAGGCUUAAAGGCAUUUUUUACUUUUGCUCUAACUUAAAAAAAAAAAGUCAGGAGCACCCACUGAAAAUUAAAGAGCACUGCAAUUACUAUUGAACUCUGUGUAAUCUGCUGCCUCCAUCAUAGCAGAGCCAUUUGAACUGUGAACCCUCUUUGCUGCUGGUGUUUAUCCAUUCAGCAGACCAGUAUGCAAUGAUGUGAGAAUGUAUGUGAAUCUGCCCCCCUUCCCAACAAAAAUGCCCUAUAACACAGGAUAACAGGAGAGAAUUCCAACAACUUUUAACCAUCACUACAUUUUUAUUUAACCAAUAGCCCGUUGGCAAUCUAUAAAGGUCAAGGGUGCCAUAUAAUGGUCAGGUUACGCCAGGGCACCUACUGCUGGAUUAAACCUUAUGCUUCUUCAGAUGGCCUGAUGGGCCCAUAUACUCAGACUUGUUAUCUAUUACACCUCAUUACAGUCCAAUUUUAGUUCAAAACUGUCAACCCUAUGGAGUGUUAGCUAGCUCUCUGUCACAUGACAAAGCAGAGUGAAAGGGGGUGAUUGGAGGCUGAUGCUAACCAAUCUAAAAUCAGUACUGAAAGUCAAAAAUGACCAGCUGGGGUUUAAUUGAUUUUCAUAGCAUUUGAUUUAAUGGAAUGGUGGUUGAUAAAAAAAUGCCUGGCAAUUUUUUCAUUAUGACCUUGGUUAAAAAAAUAAGUGACACCUAUAAACGCUUUCAAAUCUGUUUUUUGGUCCAGUUGCACUCUCAGAAUUUUCAAAUCCAGAGCAAACAGUCACAGUUUUGAGCCCUGUAUUAUGAAGGAUUGUACUUUGCCCACUGUGUGCUUCACAGUCUGUUUGUCAGUGAACAACUAAAUGUCACUAAAACACUUCAAAUCAGUACUCUAUAUACUUCAAGAAGGUAUCAGAAAAUAUCCAGUACCAUCACCCAGUCCCUUGCUUUUGUUCUUCUAUAAAGCCAGAAUCAGUCACCUAUGAGAACAGGCCUCUGCUGCUCCCUGUCACCUUAACUAAAAAGAGUAUUCAAAGUUGUGAGGGGAUGUCAAACGUGAAAUCAAAGGGGUAAAAUCUUGAAAAUCUUUAGACAUGUAUGUCCUGAAAUCCUCUCGAGUUCCUGUGCAAAAUAAGACACUGCGUUCCCUUUCCCUUUACUCUUUGUCUUUACUUCUAAAGGACUUUGUUAAACUUACUGCAAGAUGUCCUUGAGUGUGGAAAUGACUGAAGCAAGCAAUACCGCAGAGUCACCACACACACACACACACACACACACACACACACACGCACAAACAAGAUAAGGUGUGUGAGUUGGAACAGCAGCAAUACAGCUAUAAAGAAUCUCUCGAUGAUGGUGCUGCUGAUAGAGCUGUAACAGUGCAGGGAAUAACGAAUCGAAGGCAACAAAGUCCCAGCUGGGAGACGGUUAACGUGAAUUAUAGAUGACUGCUGAAAGAAAUAAUAAAAAUACAGGAACACACAGUUCAGGCGGUGGCUGUAAACAUGUCACACUUAACAUGGUGCAGUCUGUGUUUAUCUCUUUGUGUGUCCAUCCUCUCCAUAAGCAUCUUUGUGUUUCAAACUGUGUAUCGAAUUUUCUGACUCUUAAUAAUAGAUGUGUUUGCAGUAAAUAUUUCAUGGUCGGCUGACUGAAAACACAUGCCUGUCAGAGAUAUGGAGGCAGAGAGAGAGAGGGGGGCGGAUAACAGGGGAGGAGGGGGGAGUUACUAAGUGGUAAAAGGGAGAGAGAGGGAGAGUGAAAUGUAAUAAGCAGGAUUUUAACCUCUUCAUUCUACCUCCAUCAGGACGCUACGACCACACAGAAAAGCUUAGAGUGCGUCUAAUAAGCGGGCUUCUUCUCUUCUCUUCUUCUUCUCCUCCUCCUCCUCCUUCCCCCUCUCCCCCCUCCACCCGCUGCUGCAGGGCUCUCAGGAUUCGACAGGAGCACAGGAGGGAUUGGUGGCCCCACCCUUUUCAGCGUUCCCCCCUCCUCCCCCUCCUCAGAACGGGCUGCCGGGGACGGAGUUUGGCCCUGGGGCCAUGUUUGCAGCUGGGGGCCAGGGGACUGCAGACAUAGGGGCAGCUGCUAAUGGAGCGAGCACCACUCCCCCCACCAACAACAAUGUAAGCGACGUGUCUUUUUAGUCCUCUGGUUGUCUGUCAGAUAUGUGGCCCAAAUAAGGAUUCUGAAUGAUAGUUGUUAUUAAAGAUGUUCUGAUACCAUUAUUUUCUACCUGGGCGAAGACUUUGCUUGAAUAGUGGCCAAUAACAGGAACCCGUCAUUACACAGCGGGGUUGAAAAACAUUAAAAACUGGGAGAAGGCAGGAUUUAUUGAAUACUUGAGGCAAGGUAGUUCACAAAAACUCAUGAAAUAAUGGAAACUUAAAUGUCAAGAAUAUCUUAAUCAUUUGAAAUACAACACAACUUGAUUGUGUUUUUAGGAAGCUAAGUAAAAUAAUAUCAAAUUGACUAAAUGUUAAUAUUCUGAUUAGCACCUGUGUACAGCUGCUGUCCAUCAUUGGGUUGGAGUUUUAACCAAUCAGAACCAAGUACUUAAAACAGCUGGAGUUAUAAAGUGAGUUGAACUUAGUCAGGGACAUAAAGAUGUAGAACAUUUGUAAGGCCGAGAAGAUAAAACUAAGACCCCACAUGAAGAUCUUGCUGUACUUACACUGCGUCGUUUGCAUCGGGGUUACUGUUAAAGGUGUCGCAGACUUUCAACCCGCCAAAAUAAUCAUCACGGAUAAUUUUUUCCUUCACCUCCACCUCUGUUUCUUUCUCACUCGUCUCUUUUCUCCCCUCUCCACAGGGAAAGACAGAGGAAGCCCCCCAGGGUGAGGCGGGUGUACAGUGCAGUUCAGGAGCCGCAGGUUCAGGAGGCUCUGUGGGAGACUCUUCAGAGGCCAAAGGCACCCCGAAACGCCUUCACGUCUCAAACAUCCCCUUUCGCUUCCGGGACCCUGACCUCAGGCAGAUGUUCGGGGUAAGAUGUCGAGAAUGUAGAGGGCCUCUUCUUUAAUGGGAUCAAUAAAUCAGUCUGGACAACCUGGGGUCCUCGGGGUGGGGACACAGGGACACACAAAAAAGUCAGACCAGUACAAAGGACAGACGCUCAUGUUUUCUCUGGGGUUAAUUGGCUGCUUUGUGUGUUAUUGUGUUUGCAUGAGAGUGGAAGAAAGAGGCACAGAGCAGGGUUCAGGGCGACAGAGGAGAGAGAAACAACUUUAAGAGGGAGUCUGUCUUUUGUACAAUAGUGACACCUAGUGUCAAGCAGUGGUAGCUUAGUUUAAUAAUGCUGUUUCAUUUAGGAACAGAGAUGUGGAGCAUAAAAAGAAAAACAUAAACUGUGGGUGUGGUAGACACUUUAAAACAGCUUCUAUGUGAACCACACCCAGAAGACAUACAAAAGUUUAUACAAGCGUAUAAAGGAGAAGGAGGAGAAAAACAGAAGAAGUUUAUUUGUACAGAACUCUUCAUUCGAUUGAAAGUACAAAGAAGACACAUCAAAUGUUUUAACUCCAACACUGUACUGCUCUAUGAAAAAUUAAGUCUCCUUUAAAUUUGGGGCCAGCGGCAUGUUUCAUCAAAGUUGGAACAGGGACAGUCUAACACUGCAGAGCUGUGCAGUUCUUAAAAAACACACAGACUAACAUGGAGCAGGCUAAUAAGACGACUGGGUAUAAAAAGGGUCUUCAAAAGAGGCCGAGUUCCUGAUAUUAAGAUGAGAAGAGAUUCACUCCACUGUGAGAGACUGCGUGAGGAAAAUCGUUUUGGAUAAUGUCCUGCAGCGUGAAAAGAGUUUGGUUUAUGGCAUUGUUAAAAGAGUCGGAAAACUUAGUACAUAAAAGUAGAAGGCUGAUAACUGAUGUGGACCCUGGGGCAGCACUGCAUCAAAAACAGGCACGACUCUGUGAUGAAUAUCACUGCGUGAGCUCACAAACUACAUAAACUAUUUUCUCGGUGUGAGUUUUCUGCCACAACCUCAAAUGCAGGUUAAAACUGUAUCAUAAGAAGAGGAAAUCUUAUGUGAAUAUGAUACAGAAAUACCAUUGAGUCCUCCAAUAAUUUAAAGAAGAACUCAGUGGUAAACAGGCCCUGUGUCUAUUUAAAAAGAAAAUGUGGUUUAAAUUUAAAGGAAGCAUUUUGAUCAUCAUAUGUCAUAAAAUGCGUAAUGUCAUAAUUUUUGUGACCUUUAUGCUUAUUUCUUCUUUUUUUUAAUUUUAGCAAUUUGGGAAGAUUCUGGACGUGGAGAUCAUUUUUAAUGAGAGGGGCUCAAAGGUAAGUGCUCGCAGACUUUCGAUGCUCUGAAAACACUCAUUGUUUACAUUAAUUUCCACCCUGCAUGGUAAUUCUCUGUAAAAAUGACACUCAGCCACUUGGGAAAUCAUCUUUACAAAACUCUAAUUAUCCAUUAAACAAUGUCAGAGGAAUCACAGAUUAUCCUCUCUCUUUUUCCUCUCCCACAAUCCCUCAUGACGUGGCCCUCAACUGCUUCAAACCCUUCUAACCUCGGCCGUGUACCGCAGGGUUUUGGCUUUGUGACAUUUGAGAACAGCGCAGACGCAGAGAAAGCCAGGGAAAAGCUCCACGGCACUCUGGUAGAAGGUCGUAAGAUUGAGGUAAUUUUUCUCCCUCCUUCUCUCUCUUUCUCCUCCUCGUUUCUUUUCUUCUGUCUCCUCUCUGUACUACCAUUGUAAUUCUGCUUGAUCACUAACUGCUAGCUGCCUCCCAUCCUCCCUUUAGUGUUACGCUCUGAUGCAGCCCGCUGGUUUCCCUCUCCCUGGUCCUCUGCUGUGUGUUUUCAUGGUUGAAAAAUUAUAUACCCCCUUUUUUUUUUUGUGCUUUCUUUUUUAAAGUGGGAAUGAUCGGGGGUGCAAGAACACUACAUAAGGCAUGCUGGGUAUUUUUCUGCAGCAUUUUUUUUCUACAUUAAAGGGAUGGUUUGGAUGAUUUUAAGUCGAGUUGUAGAGGAUAUUUAACAGUGAGGUUUGAUCAUUUGGCAGCAGUCAACACGGUCCCCUUUUUUCAAUAAGUCAGCUAGAGCUCCAAAAUGAAAGCAAGGAACAUGCUCUCAGCACUCAUAACACACCCGUCUUCAAAAAAAAUUCCCAAUUUUUCUAAAAAUUUAAAGGAAGGAGUGCUCUUUGCCUAAAAAAAACAGUUUGUUUAGGGUGCUUUUUAGGAUAGGAUUUCAUAGAUCUCAAAGUUUGAUGCUGUCUGGGUUUAUUCUAAGCUCUACAUGUUCAUGCUCCGGCAUUAGGUGUGUCUGAGAAAUGUCCUGGAGUAGGUCUUCCAAAAAAUAAACAAAUAAAAGUUGGUUUUAGAUGCGUGUAGGUAGGCUAUGGUCUCAUGUCUCUUUAAGACACUGUCCUAUGGCGGAGAUUUGACCCCACCCCAUUCAGUCCGUAACAAAGAGAGAAAGACAGGUGAGGAGAUGGAGGACGGUUCAAAAGUUGGAGCGACUGGAGCGGCGGCUGAAGUAGACGAAGUUAAUGCAGCUUGUGGAGUAGUUAUCAUCCAUGAACUGCUUGAUAUAUCGUGAUAUUGAUUUGAGGCCAUAUCCCCCAGCCCUAGAUUGUACUUCCUCCUCUGCAAAGAUAGCUCUACUUCCUGGAGUAGGGAACCCACCAGCUGUGGGGCUCUAACAGAAAAUGUCCUGUCACUAACUUGUUGUGAUAAGGUGUGCUGUUGGAACUUACACAGAGUUUCUGUCUGUGGACCAACAGCAGCUGCAGUGCUCAUAGAGAGGAGCAGGUGACAUUGGUAGAGGCAUGUCCAUGAAGGGCUUUAACUGUACAAGUCAAUCCUGUACACAGAUGGUAGCCAGUGCAGAGAUGCUAAUAGCUAACAGGUUCUGAGAUAUAGCUCAGUGUCAGCGUUGAAAAAAGGGCCGUUCUGACUGUCAUCCAAUAUCCCUGAAUGGAGACCCCAUACAACACUUCAAACUCUCUAAACCAUCCCUUUCAGGCUGUUACAUCUCAACCUUUUUUCUCCACUGAUGUGCAACUUGUAGCCACACCAAUGUUACAACUUCCUCCGCAACACUUGGUUGUCUGUUUGUGCACAGGAGGGCGGGAGAGGAACGCAGCGAAAGGAUGAUGCAUGGCAGAUUGCCGUCAGAUGCUCUCAUUUUCCUCUCUAGUGUAGAAGUCCUGCUGCGCUCCCCUCUCCUGAUGCUGUGGCUAAGUGGUUGUGACAAGCUUAUGGCUCCUGGUGCAAAAACAGCAGCAUGCUGGGAAUCACAGCACCACCGACGCAUGUUCACUACUGGAGUCUUUGUACUUGAGUUGUUAAGAGUCUUUGUGGUUCAGGUUGUUGUUUUUUUAUUUGAUUCAGUGUGUGGUUUCUUUCACUGAAGCAUGUGCUGAGUAUUUGGAAGCAGUUUGCCUUGUUUUUCUUUACUGGGGUGUUCAUAAAGCGGUUGUCCAUGUUGGAUCUCCAGCUGCUGUAAGCCAGGGUUUCUGCAUGGGCUUACUGCGGGGAUUUAGUGUGUGAGUGUUUGAGUGUGUGAGUCAGUCCCUGCAUGACGGAUGAGGCUGGCUAGACCCUUUUUUUUUUUAGUUUAAUACUCUCAGUUCUGCUACAAUGUGGGAAAUGAAAGACAACUACCUGCAUCCACUAGGACAACAUACUCCCCCCUUCACUCCCCUCCACUUUCAAUCAGCCAAUCAGCAAGCUGAACAAACACUGAUGGAGCCGAUUUACUCUGCAUCAGUCCUGCCUUUUGCGUUCAGUCAACAACUUGUGUUGCUUUAACCUGAUUCUCUGUUUUUCGUGCAUGAUCUUAAUCAACCAGCGAGAAGUCGAUCUUUGUUUUCAGUUGUCACUUUGCAUGUUCUACUGACAGUGCUGUCGAGCUGUAGCUGGUUCUGUUUCAGCUGCAUGGUGGGCCGACAGCAGGAGUGUGUGGAGUGUGUAUCUCUCUGUCUGUUUAUGGUGCAUGGGCUUCUAGGGCAGGACAAAUGGUGGAUGUGUGUUUAUAGACUCACUCAGCCUAGGAGGAAGGGAUGGACAUUUCUAUUUGAGGCGAUGCUCCCUUUCCUUCAGCUGUUGCUUUAUUUGGUCGUAUCCUCUCAGAGUUUGUACAUCAAUGUCUGCAGAGAGUUAGACAGCAGAAAAUGGCACUAAUACACAUGAAUAAUUUACACACUCUGAAAUAUGGGCCGACUGUAAACCGGGGUUACUCAUAAACUGAGCUAAUGUGGUGUUUUCCACUGGCAUGAGUUGAGCUGAUGAAGCUCUAGGGAUGUAACAGUACCUCCUGAGGCAGCUGGAAAUGGGUAAAUAUAAAGGUCAGUUCAAAUCAGUGAGAUAAAAAUGAAUAUUGAUUCUUCUUUUUUAGUAGAAGUCUUUUAAGUCUUACAGAAAUGGUGAAAGCAGGCGAAGACUCUGUAGUUGAGGAUGCUCAGUCAGUUUCCCCAAACAUCAAUCACUAUUUCCAGAUUUUACAUAAAUAUAAAGCUCAUGUGGCAGACAAAAGGCAUCAUUUGGGUUAAUUCCACUGAAGUAAGCCAGAGUGAAGCCUCUACGUAAAACACAGAUAAGAAAGCUUCUCUGAGGGAUGUAUCAAACCAGAAGUUCCUGUGUUUGUGCUGCAAUCAUGGCUGGAAGUCUUUAAAGGUAACCACUGACAGGAAAUGCUGAAAAGUCAGUAUCCGUUCUUAACGGAAAUCACAGACAGAUUGCCAUUUCAAUACUUUUCUUAAAUUUGUCCAUCACCAUGUGUUAUCAGUAAACUGGUGGAUGAUUCCUCUAUCUCUCUGAGUAGUAUGUCCACUCCUCAGUUAGAAAAAAAACUGAUGUUUGGUCAAUGAAUAUGAACUGUUUGGCUUUCUUUUUACUGUUUUUAUUUCUUUUAUUAUGAGAUAAUCUGGUGUACUUUUGUAUUUAAAUCAAAACAAGAAAUAAAGUAACAUGUGUAAAGCAGUUAAAAAGGCAAAAUGAGAUAUUUUUAAAAUUUCAUCUUGAAGCCAGUGUUGUAAAUCUUGUCCUGAGCUCUGGUAUUUUUACAUCCCUAGUAGCUUAAUUGUGCUUAUUGUUUCUUUUUAUCGUACUUUGUCACUAAACUUGGGCAGCUGUGCAGAAUAUGUUUUCUUUCUUGCAUGGGUAAUAUCUCUUGCGGCACAUUGUUUGAUACUGUUUGGUGAUGGGACUCACUCCUAGACUCACUCUUUCAUAUAGCAUGGAAACAGAUGAGGCUGGAUGUCUCUUAUAUGUGAUCCGCUCAUUGACCAUAAGGCUGUUUGUUGUUUCAGUUCUAAUGAAAUGAUACAUGGAGGUUCGCUGCUAUAUUUCACCUGUUUUCUGACAUUUCUUUUACUUGCAUGUUCUUGAGAGUUGUUUAUCCUCGCAGCUUUAGCAACAAAAGGUUUGCAUGUUCGCAGCAAAUGUCAAAGAAAGAGUUUUGUUGUGCUUUAAGUUGUACUCUACUUGUCUUUGUCUGGGAUAAAACUCUGCGUGGUGAAGAGCUCAUUCAGCCAUUAGCAGGGGAAACUUUGGGUCUUUUAUAUUUAAAAAAAAGUCACUGAUACACUUAUCCAUUGUGAAUGCUUUAGCGUUGGCAUUUUCUCUGUAUUUGCAAUAAAAAUGUGGCACUCACUUUUGUUUUUUGGUGCAAAUGCUCGUUUCACCCACAGAUGCUUUGCAAGUGACUUUAAAGAUUCAUCGGGCUGAAACUUGAAGACCUUUUCUCUUGUCUCUGAAAAUGUUCAGUGCUUGUUUUUCCAUUCACGGUCAUAUUUUCCUCUCUAGAAACACUGACAAACAUCCACACUGGUGACGGCAUCUUUACUCUCUGUUUUCAGCUGGCUGCAGCAGAACUACUUCUUCUCUGUGUGUCAUGGUGGAUUUUAUACCACCACCUAUCGUAUCAGAGUAUAUUUAGGCAUUUUGAUUUAGCAAAUAAAAGCAGCUUUUAACAAGUCAUGCCUAAUAAUCUAAUUCCACCACAAGACCUGGGAGUAAAUGGUUGUAUGAUAUGAACCCUGGUAUCACUGCUGUCGUUUCUGUAUCUCCAGGCUCAGACUCGAUAUGACAGCGGACUUUCUGUCAUUCAGUGUUUUGACAGUCUGUCACAACCAAGACAGAACAUUAAGAAACAAAUCUAGCGACUGUGCUAAACCCAAAGCACUGCCAUCACUAACUCCUACUCUAAGGUUGUGUGCUGAUCUGAUCGUGUUACUGGACUGCCGUCUAAGUGACAGCUCCUUCACUGUGCAGAGUUUUAGUCAGACAUUUAACCAACAAGAGAGUGGCUCGAGUGUGUGUGUGUGUGUGUGUUUGUCCUGCUCUGGUGUCGUUGGGUAGAGUGUUGAAAUCACCGCAUGGAUGUGUGCAGUUAGAGGGAGUAGAAGAAGCUGUGUUUGUGGUUCUGCAUGCUCGGUCACCACACACUCCUCAGUGUCACAUGCAGUCGGCCUUCAGCUCACUUUGGCCUCUAAAUCAUCUCAUAAACCUGAUUUUGUUCUGCAUUAUUUCCAUGGCCGGUGUUGGAAUUGUGAGUCAAUGAACGGGGAAACCUGAGGGGAAAGGCUUACUACUUCUUUUUGUUGCUGCAUGACACACCCUGCAGAAAGGGAAAUGGAUGAAAUGUGUGUAUCUGUGUGUUUUGUGCGGGUGUGAAGAUGUAGAAACGGUUGAAAGGAGAGGUUACAUCUUUCCCCUUUCAACCUUCUUUCUUCUGUGUGCGUGUGUGUGCUCCACGUCCUGUCUCUUCUUGUCCCUUCACCCACUUGUUGCCAGUCAAGUUUGUCCUCCUGUCAACAUGCAUUUCCUUUCAAAAUAAAAGUUCUUACAAUUUUUAAUAUUCUUGUUUUUGCAACCCUCUUUGUCUAGUCUCCAUUUUUUCCAUCUUUCUCGGUUAGAUUUUUCUUUCUUUGCUCACUUUUGACUUCAUCACCCAACCUUCAGGAUGCUUUUUUAAACUUUAUUUAUGGUGACUGGUAUAAUGGGAAAUUACCCUUUCAAAACACACAUUCUUUCCUCCCGAGGCCUAACUCCACCGCACAAGAAUGAGUCAUGUCUUGCUAAAUCUGCUCAUCUUUUUGGCUGAAACAGACCCAGAUAGUGUUUAACUAACUGUCCUGCUCUUAUCAAGGAGGGUGGUGUGCAUUUUGUUUCUGACCUUCUGAUUUUUAACUCUUACGUGUUAGAAUUUUCUGCAUUUCAGCCCCUAAGUGAUCUAGUUUUCGAGGUGUUAAAGCCCUUUAUGCAUAUACUUCACUCCUGUUUUUAGCACCAAUUACUCUCUGAUUGUUGCGAUGAUUUUCCUCGCUUGGUUUAGCAUCCAGAGCUAGUAUCCUCUCUCCCUUUUCACCCUCUUUCCUCUCUCUCUCUUAUAUAUUCUGACACUGCUGCUAUCAGGUUUUGAUUUUUCAUGGGGGCAACGAAGAAGGAGGACAAGAAGGGGGGCAUUUAGGUUUCUUUUGUUCCUAGGAUUAUUUGUUCCUUUAUUUAUUAUAUUUUUUCUGUUUCCCUGACGACUUCUGUGUGUUGUUGUCAGUCUCCACGGUAACCACUCGCUGUUUCUGCGGCAACGGUAAGUUGUGUACAAACAUCUAUCACUGAACUGAUCCCCUACCCCACCCCUAAAAUGAGCCUUAAGUACAGUAAUGUGAGCGAUAUUAAAGUGAAGAUACAUGAUUAUUCUGUCAAUCUGAUGAGUUUUAUUUUGAAGGGCUCACGUAGACAGCUGUUAUGUAAUGUUACAGAGCACUACAUCGCACAGCGCAGCAUCACAGGGCGCACAGACAGACAGACAGACACAGCAUCUUUCAACAGAUUGGCUCUUUUAACAGUAAAUUACCCUCCACAUGCCCCCCCACUACCAUCACCAUGUCAUUAACACCUCACUGGGAAUCACCGAAUGUAAUCACCCUCCUCUGUGCAAUGACACGGCUGUCCACAAUCCAUCUGAUUAAUUCUCCAUCAGACUCGAUAUGUGUAGUAUUUCAUUGUCCUGAUUAAUUAAAGAAAACAAUCAACAGAAAUGAUUUGAAGCUUUGCUGCCAACAGUUGCUUUGACUGAAUGCGGACCUGAGCUGCAGGGCAAAUAAUGCUGCUCUGAGUUAAAAUCUUUCUAUCUUUUUAAUAUGCCUGCUUUCAAAUAAGUGCACAUUUUAGCCAGUGACAAAAUGUGCAUUUGAUAAUCCUGUAUCCAGGCUUUUGACUAAUGUGACAUGUUUUACAACGUGGUUUGCAGAGGAUGCAGAGAUAUUUUACCUAAAGGCCAGUUCAGACCAAGAAGACUUAACCCGUGGAAGCACAUGAACUACUGAUGUAUUAACGUGCAAAACACAAUAAAAUAGAAACUUGUAAUUUUAUAAAUGUAGAUGAAUUGAUUUACUGCAAAAUAAAAGUCAUCAGAAAGUAUUUUCGAGGACAGCAACAUUUAGACAGGAGAUUGAUUACGGUAGGAACAGGAGGGAGUUUUUGUGUAUCUCAUAGAAUCACAUCAGUGUAAAGGUCCUUUCACACCGGGGCCGACAUGAAUAUAGAACGCAAAAGUACGUCGCUGAUGUGAACGCUUGUAUUGACAGGAUACGGGUUCGGAAAAAAUAUUGACGUCCGAAAUAAUCGCACAAAAAAAAAACGCUCCCGGUGUGUAAGGACCUUCAGGCUGCAAAAUGAAGUCAAUGCUCCUUGAAUCUGCAGUUCCUUGAGUGGCCACUUGAGGCUGGCUCCAACAACGAGUCAGCCCUCAUACACCCCACUGAUACAAGAGUCAGUCCAAACAGCAGGAUUAAACUUGUUUACCUUGUUAAACUUAAAUUACUUUAAGGCUUCAUUCAAUACUAUAUAUGGGAUGCUGUGGUGUUGUGCUUGCUGUCCUUUGAAGUUAAUAUUGGAAUUAAAAACACAUAAAUAAACCAUAAAUAUUGUCCUAAAAUAUCAUCCAAGAGGUCUGUGCUUCAAAUUUGGCAAAAAGAAAAUCAAAUAUUUAAGACACUAGUGUUUUCUAUUGCCAGUUUACUGGUUUUGGUGCCUGUGCUUUACUAAUUUGCCCAAGUCCACCUACCUGUCCAAAAUUCUUCCCUUAGGGUUAAAAAAAAUCCUCAUGGCUGCGCAGACCUUAACGCUGUAAAACUGUUGUAGAAAAGUACAUGUUGAAGUGUUUUUAGAUCAUUGCAGACAGGUAUAUAGAAAGCAAUGGUGCCCUUUGAUUUGUCUUUGGUCUGAGCUGGCCUUAAGAGGCAUUUCCCCUGCAGAUACUCACUAAAACAAACUGUUCUUUUGCAGAACGAUAAAAUAUUUCUGCAGGGAUCUGUUUGCUUGUUAAUGUCUAAAAUAACAGACUGUAUAGGAACUGUGCUCAUUUAAUGAAAAAGCUAAUGUUGUGUGACCAUAUGCAUUUCUGAACCGAUAUGGGGUUUACCUUAUUGUUUGAUUUGGGUCUCUUUUAUGCUGCCAUUUUGUUAUUUUUCUCUUUUUUGGUUUGGUUUUCUUGUAGUGGAUUGUCUGUGUACGAGUAGUCGUAGUAGUCGUAGUCGUAGUCAUAGUGUACUGGUCUCAGUUUGUGACACACAGUUCUAAUGCCUGGCAACGUGUCUCAUGUUUAUUUUAUUUCUCUCCUUUUUUGGGAAUGAGGACUGCUCUCUCUUUCUCUCUCUCUCCCGCUCUCUCUCUCUAUCUCUCCCCCUCUCUCUCUCUCUCGAUCUCUCCCUCUCUCUCUGCUCCCCCUCCAUCUUUUGGUGCUCUGUUUCUCAACCCACCACAUAAAAUGAGAUUUUCAGGAGAAUGGUCACCAAAUCUAAUUGCUUUAUUUGAAUGAUGCACCUUGGGAUAUAUGUUUUGUUUUAUACAGUAAUUGUUAUCAGUUUUUUUACUGUGUGUGUUGCUCAUGUAAACUUUCUUCCCUUUUUUUUCCCUUUCUUCACUUCAUCUUUACGUUGUCCUGAUUUGUUUUGUAAAUGGACUGGCUCUGUCUCUCUCCUCCUCACCUGCAUCCCUUCCUGAUUCGUCCCAUCUUUGUCUCGUACAUGUUCGAUGUGGGAGUGCUGCGAUCGUUUUGAUUGGUCUCUAUGCUGCAUCCGAUGCUUGCUGAUUGGCUGAAUUUUUUUCUUUAUACUUUUUUUGAUUUGUUACUCACUCUUGGUCAUGUGAUGCGCCCAUAUUUGGCUGCGUGUAAUUUCUGUGUUACAUGAUUAUUAAUUUUGUCAAAGAAAUGUUUUUGCACCCCCUCUUUCUCUCCCUUGUGUUUUGUUUUUAGUUUUUUUUCUUUUAGGUAUGUAAACCUCACAAGUUUGGUUUCAUAUGGAAAUGUGACUAUUUUAUCUGGGGUUUAUUAUUCUGGCUGCACUGGGAGGACAGAGGCGGGAUUAAAAAGGCUGACUUUGUUUACUUUCAAAACUGAUUUUUGCCCUCCAUAUGCUGUUAAUUUGCAUGUACUCCUAUUAACCAAUUUACAGCGGUUACACUUACACAACAUAAAAAUAGAUAUGCAACCAACACACAAAAAGACACAUUAAAUGAUCCUGUACAACAAGGGUGUAAUGCAAUAGGAUGCAAAACAAUUUGAUAAGAAGCAGUACAUUCCAUUGAGAUAGGAUGCUAUCUGUACAGUAAGAUACCAUUUAAUAGGAUAAGAUUUGGUAUAAUUAGAUGCAACAGAAGCUAAAAGUUACAAAAGAGCACAAAAUGUGAUAUGAGUAAUGUGUGAUGUGUUAUGAGUAAAUACCAUUCGUUGCAUCAAGUUAAAAUAUGGUACAAUUUGGCAAGAUAGAACAUGUGAUAUGAUACAAUAAAAAACAAUGCAAGAUAAAGGACAAUAUAAUAAAACACAUAAUGUACUACAAUAUGAGAAAAAAUAGAGUGAAAUACAAUACAGUACCAAGUGAUACUCUGUUGUGAUGCAAUUCAGUACAAUAUGCUAUGACGAAGUAUUGUGGGAUACGCCAGAAUAUGAUAAACUACAGCACGAUACAGUAUAAUACAAUAUAAAAUGCUUUAAUAUGAAAAAUAUGUUGUAAUAUGACACAAUAGAAUACAAUAUGAAACAAAAUAAUAUUAUGGAGUAUGAGAAGAUACUUUAAAAGACAAUACUUACUGAAACAUGAAAAUAUAUAUCAUACAAUAUGGUGUGACAUGAGACAAAAUAAUAAAUGAUAUGAUACAGCAUGAUACAAAACAACACAAUAAUAUGCAAUACGAUUAAAGAUGUGUAAGUGUCAUACGAUAGGAUAUGAAACCCUACAAAAUAAUAUGAUAUAAAAUGAUGUGUUAUGAUAGAAUAUGAUACUAGAUGAUGCAAUAUAUGUGAUGAUACGGUAUGAAUUAAUGCAAUACAAAAUGAUCCGAUACAUGAUAUGUAUGAUGUGACACGAAAAAAUAGGAUGUGACAGGAUAAGAUGUUAUGAUACAAAAUGAUACCAUCAGAAACAGUAUGCCAUGUUCUGGUAUGAUAGGAUAUGUUAUGCUUUGACAUGAUACAAUACAUACAAUACAAUAUGACACUAUAUGAGACCAUACAUUUUGAUACAGUAUGAUAUUAUAGGAUACAACACAAUAUAAUAAGGUACAGUCCAAAAUGAUAUAUGAGAUGAGAUGAUACCCCCAUGCCCUCUGUAGACAAGUUAUCCUCUGUGACUUGUGUGCUGACUGCAUUUGCAGCUUUCACAGUAGACUUCAGGAAAAGCAGAGUCCAAGCAUAUGGAGAGAAGCAACCACGAAGAACGUACACUAUCCUGCGCAUUACCCAUAGUAAACACAUUUAGUUUAAACCUUAAAUAUUUCUUACUGUUUCAUUGACAUAAAAGAUUAAAUAAAGUCUAGAAGGAAAAAACCACAUCCAUACACAUUUUAAAAAGGUCUAUGCUUAAACACUUGUGGUCUGCUGUAUCACAGAGCUAGCCAUGCUAGGCUAAUUGAAUCACUUGCCACUGACCUUGUCAUUUUCGCAAUGAGGGAAAAAUGAGGUAAACCUGAUUUCCAUGUAAAUGAAGCUUAGCAGAUAAAGAACAUGACUCAUUGAGGGAUGCAGUGAGAGUCCAGGACUUAAUGGUCUUCUGAAUGGGGAGGACGCGUGUUUGAGCACACUCUCAUUCCUCUGUCGCUCUCGCGCACACACACACACACUCACACACACACUUUCCCUUCAUCCAGCCAAAAGGUCAUUAAUCUAUGGCUCACCAUGUAGCGCCGUGACAGCACACUUGGACCGGUGGGGUUAUUACCGAGACACAAUCUCCUUCUCUUAAAGCCCAUCAAAGGAAGAUGAGGAGAGAUCAAGAGAGCAGAGUGUGAGCCUUUGAAGCUCAGAGAGAAGAUUAUCAGCCAUCUUAGGCUGAAAGCCCCAGCAUAAGACUGAAAUAUCAGCCUGCAUGCACAGAGCAUGCACACAUCAUUACAAAAGUAGUCCACAACACUUACACCUCUGCUGUGCAUGCAGAAAACAGGCACAAAGCACAGCCCGGCAACUCUAUGUGUCAUCGCAGCAGCAAUAUAACCACUGUCACCCAUGGCAGCUCCACGAUGAAUCACCAAAUGUCUGCGGGCUGCUUGCCUUUAAUUGCAUGAUGACUGAAAACCCCCUUAACAGCCUGAACCACACAACUCCAGACACACACACACACAUACACACGUAGAAAAAGAGCUUUUGCAAGGGUUUAAAUUUUGGAUUAAAUAAACAGUACAAUAGAUUAAAAAAAGUCAAAGUAUGAAACCACUAAAAAUCUAAAACGAGAACAAAGCUAGGACAUUUUAUUUUCGGUUACCAGUGAAAUCCGAGGUGCACCAAAAAGUGUAUUAAAAAUGGAGGCAGUAGUAUUAUGAACACAUAAAUCAGACAGUGUUGCUGUAAAAACAGACCUUUAAAUCAGCCUUGUGAUUUAGCUCUGUGUGUUUCCCCUGCUGUGUCUUUGUGUGUUGGUGUGUUUGCGUCUAACUGUCUGCCCCUCUGUCCCCAGGUGAAUAACGCCACCGCCAGGGUGAUGACUAACAAGAAAAUGGUCAGCCCCUACCCGAACGGAGAGGCCCUCAGCACACUGCCCUAUGGUAACGAUAACAAGCACACACACACACUCACACACACUACUGCCUAGUAAUAUAAACAGGACAUGUGCACACAGGCAGAAUAAAACAUCUUAAAGCCAAAACAUGGAUGAGUUUUAGUGACAUGGAUUCCUGUAGGGGCGUCAUGAAGUUAAAUGAUGGCAAUGGUGGGUGCCUCGUUGGAAACGUUGCUUUAUCUAAUUUAGAAACAAGCAAAGAGCAUUUCUCCAUGUGUCAUCAUCUCUUUUAAGGAGACGAAACUGCCCUUUAAGGCCUAAAUGAAUCAUGCGCACCAGUAACAGACACAGAUUACUGUGAGUGGCAGUGCGAAUUGUGUUUGUAAUAGGACUGUCAAAGUUACUACAUCAGAAACGCGAUUCCUUUCAACGCCACCAUUUUUUUUGACACACAAUUACGGCAUGCACAUUCUGUGACUAUGACCCUCAGCCGUCCUGUUUGAUACCGAGAAGCUGUGUGGAGUGCAGGCAGAAACAAAUCUAAAGAGAAAAUGGAAGCUCAGUUAUUAUGGACUAUUCUCCACAUCUUCCAGAACCCGAAAAUCAAUGAUGCUGAGCUGCCAUGGAGUCUUGUGGGGCCCAUUAUGGAACGUUAUAGCUAGAGUUGAUCCGUGUGUGUGUUAAAUCACUGAUGCACAAAUGUACGUCAACUAUCCAAGAGUGUUUGUAAACAACAUUUAAGUACCAGACUCAAGGUAUUAAACUGCCAGGAUGUCAAGAUUCCUAAAUGCAGUCUCAUACCUGAAUCAUUCUCUGCUGCUGUGGUGAUCACACCCAAGUUUUGGAUCUUGACAUUCAUGUAAGAACCCACAGGAUUGAGGCUAGUUUGCUCGCCAAAUCAGGCAUCAUUAGGAUAUAUUAUGAUGCAUUCAAGGUCGGCUCUGAAAAAUUGUAAAACUAUUGGCUGUAGAUAAAUAAAACUUCCACAUGAUGUGUUUAAAUGUCACAGAAAGAACAAGGAAAUUCAUGUUUGGUGAGAAACUGAAAGAAAAGUGUUUCACUGAGAUUUUGGCUUCCCAGCAAUCUGAAAGAGAUGUUACCUAAUACUAUAGUAUUAAAAUCUGUUCAGUUAACCAACAAGAGCUCCAGUGAGUUUAAAAUACACAUUUAAAAAUACUGAUGCCAUAUUUUCAGACCAAUAAAAAAGAGAGUGUAUUCAUACACUACCAUUUUGAUAAGAGUACUUAAAUUUACACAUAAAGGUGAUUACAAAUGUGUGAUUAAUUAAUGCAGUUAAUCAUGAUUUUAAAACUGGAUCAUUUGGCAGCCCUAGUUUGUUUUUAACAGUACUGUGUAUGUUGACAUGUUGGACAGUAGAUUUUUUUUAACUGCCCAUUUUAACCAUCCCUUUUUAUGUGAUCCUCAGCGGGCUGGAAACUGAGUCCCAUGGUGGGGGCUGUCUACGGACCUGAGCUGUAUGCAGGUGAGGCUUGUCUCCCUUCCCUUGUCAUGCUGGAAACCUGCUGCAACCUACUCACAGUCCAAUCCUUAAUUUAUAUUAAUGCUCUGCUGGAGCUCUGCAGUUCUCCACUCUGACACUUUUAUUGAUAUGAAGACCUGAAGGCAGUAGUUGAAUUACUCCUGCUCCCUCUUUGCUUUAUCUAACUUCACCCUGAGCCACCGUCCAUCAUAUUUUUCCAUUCACGUUGACCUUUUCUCACCCAAAAUGUGCUGCUUUUUCUCAAUAUAUCCCUCCUUUUCUUCACUUGCUUCCUUCCCCCCUUCAGUUCCAGGGUUUCCAUACCCUUCUGCAGCAGCAGCAGCCACCACAGCAGCUGCAGCUUUCCGUGGCGCCCACCUCAGGGGUCGAGGCCGACCCGUGUAUAGCGCUGUGCGGGCUGCCGUGCCUCAGCCCGCCAUCCCUGCUUACCCUGGGUAAGAAAGAUAUCAAGGUUUAUUAAAGAGUUGUUGACCACACAUGCUUUGAAGUAGGGCUGGACGAUACAGAUGACAAAAAUGAUCUCUUUAAUUUUCAACCUCUGGCAAUAUGCCUCAUUUUAGUUGAUAUAUUACAGGUAUAAAAAUUAAUUGAAAAUUCACAACUUAACUGGCUUUCUAACAAUUUCAACAGUGAUCUUUCCACACCUAAUAUUCCACAGAAAUCCAAUUUCCUCUAGGUCCUAAAUCAUGUAAUCAUAAUCCAUAAGAAACCAUUAUUAAAGCAGUUUCAGGUUAAAUAUUGGUGCUUCUCUCAUUCUGUUUAGUUAACAGGAUGUCUAGUAAGAGGAACAGAGUGCUGAGCUGCUUGUAAUAUCCAUUUAAAAUUCAACUCCUUUAAAAUUCAGUUAUUUUAAUAUUAAACUGUAAAAAAAAACUUUGCUAACAAUGAGUGAUCUGAUGAUUCUUUUGACAGACACAGGAUAUCCAGUAAGAGAGCUGCCUUUGACAUCCACAUACUAGAACCUGUGUUAUUGUUUAUAUAGUUUGAAGCCAAUUGCUUUAAACACAAACAUAUACAUAGUCCAUUCACCUUUUAGUGUCAAUUUGUACUCUGUACUUACAGCUUAACUAAUAGCUGCUCUCAUCAUUAUUAGCUUUUUUUUACCCAUGAAUAAAGUUCUUCUUAUAUUAUCAAUUUCUAUUUUUCAUAAAAGUGGAAGGCGUAAACUUGUACAGCAGCUCAAACAACAUGUAGUAACUAUAUGAAAUCAGAAAACUUCUCCAAACUUUUUGAAUUACAUUAGUUUUAAAUGAAGAAAAAAAUAAGCACUCAUAUAAGAGCAGUGUCAAAGAAAUCUGCAUUUUCAUAAUGUUUUUGGCAUGUACUGGCCACAGGUUGAGCAGUGAGGGGGCUGCCAGCUGAGCUACCACUUAAGAUUAAUAGACUUCAUUUUAACAGUGUCUUAAAUAUUGAAAUUUACUUUAGAUCCAGUCAAAGAACCACAGACUUAUUGGCUUUUAUUAAUAUUUAUGUUGUGAGAGGCUGUUUCACAUAUCUACAUAGCGCAUAAAUACUCAUGUCCAUUAUUGCGUUUAACAUAAAUGUUCAUGUCUCUCCCCCUGUCGAGAUCAUUUAUCGCCCAGCCUUACUUUGAGCUGUCCCUAAUCAUCUGUUUGUGUUUUAUAAAACACAUUUUAGACGUACAGGAAGUCAAGAUGAGUAGUAUUUCUGUUCAGAGCCUGGUGGAUCUAUUGAGGAAAACCAUUUCAGAGUCAUUUUCUGCACAGUGUUUGACCAGGUCUCAGUUUAAUAUAGCUGUGCUCAUACACUCGAACAUCAGUCACACUUCACUCCCCUCAGCGGUCCAACUGGCACAUUGUCAGUCAGCUCACAAGCUAUUCAGCCGAGUAUGACGCACUAAUGGGAUUGCACCAUUUGAAGGCUCAUUUGAAUAAACACACAUACCAGCAAUGGAGGAUUUGAAUAAACUUGCACACGCACUGACAUACACACACACACACACACACUUACACAGCAUGCAGUCAUUAUGCAGAAAGAGCCACCCUGCACACACAUUCACUCCAAAUCAUCCAUGUUCACUGUGUUUUUUUUUUUUUAUGUGUGUGUUUGUACUGUGCAUGCGGUUGCUGUGCAAUGCUGAUUGGCUAACAGGGUUGUGACUGCUGCGAUCAAAGCAGAAUCGAUUGGUUAAUGGCCCCUGCGGCUGUGAUGACAUUGGGAUAAAGUAAACAAGAUGAAACUGGGGGGCUGCAGGAAAUACCCUCUCAAUAUGUGCUCCACUAAAAACAGAAAAAGAUCAUUCAAAGUAACCUUUAUUACCUCGCUGGGGAACAAUCGCACUUUAUGGUCUCAUUUUAGCUCAAUGGACUUAACUCACAAUCCCCAAGAGUCUUUUGUUUUAAUGUUAAGGUUUCUUUCGUGGAGCUGUAAUGGGAGUUGUAUUUCCUCUGCAUGCUGCAUGGGUGUGAAAUAACUACUUUUUCUCUCUCUCUUGUCUCUCUCUCCUCUUUUUUACUAUAUUUUUUUUAAUUUUUUCCUUUUGCUGUGUUGUUUCACUGGUUUUGGGUUUUGUGCACCACUCCGUUUGCACCCCCCUCCCUCCCUCCCUCCUUCCCUUUCUUCUUCUCUCAGUGUGGUGUAUCAGGAUGGGUUUUACGGCGCUGCAGACUUAUAUGUAAGUAAACUCACCUCCCACAGACACACCUUCCCGUCCCUCACACCCUUUUUCUCCUGCUCCUUUUUUUUCCUCCUCUUGGGGUUGAUUCUGCAUGUGCGUCUGGUCAUGCGCUGCACAGAGCUGCAAAAAAAAAAACACAAAAAAAACCCACUGGUACUUACAAAACCCUACAUGUAGAGAGGUUACUGUUGUGCCAAAAUGCACCUUAGCAUAAAAUUGAGAAAAAUAGGUUGUAUUGAUUAAAUUUCCCUCCACUUAAAGGCUGCUCUGUGGGCGGAUGCGGCAGUGUGCUUCAUUGUUGGAGUUUGUGAGCGUUGGAUCAAGAGUAUGCAUGUGUAUGUGUGCGUGUGUAUGUGUGUGUGUGUGUGUGUGUGUGUAUCCAGGUUGACAACAGUUGUUUCUGUUCUCUCUAUAGACUAGUGUUUCAGGACUCAGUCCUUAGUCCCAGAUUGCCUCAGGUAGGGUCAACUCAACACCAAACCCACAGUGUGCAUUAUUGUUUUGACUGUAACACCUCCUCUGAUCUUAUGAACCACCUUCUGAUCUGAUCUGACCUGGAACAUUUUCCUAUUAGUCAUUUGAAGACAAAAAACUACCACUGCUUUGAAUUAUUAUUUUUCUACUAACUCUCUGAAAUGUGUGCAGUAUUUUCCCAACUGCGGUCAAGGGCUUUGUUUGUUUGUUUGUUUACUAAACAACUAAAUAUAGCGAGGGUAAUUUUUCUUUGGCCCUGUUUACUCCUGUUGUUGCCAUGCAUCCUGAGAGAGCCGAUCACAGGAGGAAGACUGAUAACGGUUAUGAGAAGAAAUAUAGCUCUGGACUUAGUGCUUGCAAACACAUGGCAUAAAUUUGAGGAGGAAUCAACAAAUAAACUCAAAUCCUGUGUGGAAACGAUUUAGGUAGAGACAGUAUGUUUAUUUUUCGACAUGGGAGGAUUCUGCACAUGGAGUAUAGCCAACAAGCACUUCAUCAGUGUUCAUUGUAAUGCAACUCAGAGAGAAUACACACAUUGCAGAAAGGAGAGGAGUAAUGAGCAUCAAAGGAUCUUUAUCUUUGCUCCGGUCUAUUUGAAAGUUCAUACACUUUCCUAAUUAAGAAAAAGUCCAAUCAGCAUCAAAAGUUUUCACUCAUCCUCCCUCUGUGUUUUGAAAGACUCAGCGUCUUAUUUAUUGAUCAAUUCAAGUGUGUUAUACACGUACAAAGACAGUCGAGGCUUCAUGUUCAGUUCUUUUAAAGUUGAAACGCUGAGUGAACUAUUUACAAAAACAGACUUUGAUGGUUUGCAAAUAAUUUAAACUCGAUGUUUAAUUGAAUGGCGCAAAGUCUACAUCUCAAAUGUUUGACCUGAAAAACUCUCCGGUGUUAUAAAAUAAAACAAACCGGGCAAAGAGACUGCAUGAGCAAACAGUUCAACAGUUUACAGAGUAAUAGGGUGAGUGGAUAACUGUUCUGUGGUUCGGUGAAUCAGAAUUUGACUCAGUUUUUGGAAACCAUGGACACAGCAUUUAGUCUGUAAAAAAGAGGCGAGGGACCACCCAGCUUGUUGUAAGCACAUAUCUAAAAGACAGCCUCCAUGAUGAUAAGGGGACGCCUAUGGAUCCAUGGUAUUGGUAGCUUAUAGGGGUGGGAGAAAAAAUUGAUUCACAUAAGAGUUGCGAUUUUUUGUUUUACAAUUUUUAAAUCGAUUUAUUUUUCAAAAAUCGAUUUUUUUUUUUCAAAUGCAAGAAUAAAUCUUAAAAACCGACUCACAUGUGAUGUGUAUUUUUUGAGGAAAUAUGGUUCCUGUAAUAGUCAGUAGACAAUCAUAAUCAUUCAAUUGUUUCACUGAUGUUAAAAAUGCAGACUAAAGAUUGAGAAAAUCAACAAUAUCAUGGGAUUGCAAUUUAAAUCGAAUCAGCAUCCAAAAGAUCGUAGAAGAAUUGAAUCGGGGGAAAAAGCAUAUCAUCCCAGCCCUAGCAGCUUACACACCUGGGAACACACUGUGAUUUUGACUAUAUGUUCAUGGAUCAGAGUAACAUGUGCCGUCAUCCAGAUAGAGAUCUGUAGGAAAAGAGUCCAGGCGCUGGACUGGUCUUGGUCUUGCGGUGCUGACUUGUUAAAUAAAUGGCAGCAUCAUGAAAUAAAACAGAGGAUUGUAAAGAUUUGUAAACCACCCAAAAUCUGUUUUUACAGCCUAGAAUCAGGGUUGUAUUUGCAUGUAGAGUGUGGAGGUGAGAUUCAUCCAAUAACAAAAAUGACAAGUGGUCUCUCUCAGGUGUAAGCACAUUUUAACAGCAGGCGUGAACAGCUGCACUGAGCGCUGACGGUCUGUGAUCGGAGGAUGUAUGUUAAUACCAGGUGUAAACGGGCCCAUUCUCUCAGUAUGAUGGAGAGAAAACCUGGUCUCUUUUCAGCUUGAUUACAUUUGAAAGAGAAAGAAACCCAUCUUUAUUUGAUCAACAACACCGGCUUUAUAGAAGAGUAAAAGACCUCACUGUGUAACUUAUGACUCAACACGUAAAAGCAUAAUUUCUUUCAGAUUAUAGGCUGCUGUUCUUAAGAAAAAAAGCCCAGGAUCUGAGAAACUCUAAAAAUAAAAACCUUAAUUUCUGAAUUAACACUUUCCCCUCAGGAUGAUAACUAAAGCAUGUGCUGAUCAGCUGCUGCAUGCAAACAUACUGUAUCUCUGCCAUCUGCUUACCCAGAAGGCUUUGCUCUCUCCCUCUAACAACAUAAUCUCCUUUUUCGAGGACGCUCAGGUGUUUCUGUCUUGCUGUGCUCUGUUCUGUCCCCAUCCAAAUGCAGUGGUGGUGUGUUUUGUAAUUAUGUGUUUAUUUUCGGAGUAGGUUUAAUUUGGGUUGUGUGCAUGCUGUGUCAGUGUGAGGAGAGGAUUUCUAAGACAGUAAAGGCUUGUGUGGGUGGGUUUGUGUGUGACUUUAUUUCCCUCUCUUUCUUUUUUUUCUCUGUCUCCUCAAUCUGCUUUAAAGAACACAAAUGAAAAUAACAGAAUAUCACAAACAUGUCUGCGCCAGAACUUCUGGUAACCGUUGGUGUCAAACUAUCCGUGUUUUCCUCUCUUUCCCGAUGAGUUUUCUAUUUGUGUGAUAACUGUUAUCCACUGUUUCCCCUCCCCUCUCUCCUGUAGUAAUAAUUAAACAAUCUAACUUUAUACCCACAGUCUGAUUUCUCUUUUUCUGUCUCACUGAUAGUCCAUUCUUGUCCCAAAUCCAACCCCACUACUCCUCCUCUUUCUCCUGUACAGAAAUGCAAUAUACUGACAAACAAUCUUUUGUGAAUGUUGGACAAGAAAAUUAAAGAAAAAGAAGAAAAUACUCUUAGAAAUGCAUUGAACCAUUAUUUUUUUGUUCAGAGUAAAAUGAAAUCCAGAAUAAUCCUGUAGCAGGUACCACAGCACACAUUUUGGGGUCAUAGUGGAGUCCAUGCCUCAGCAGGUCAGGACCAUAGACUGUAUAUAGAAUGGACGCCGUCUGCCUCCUCGCUGGGUGAAGUCACCGUGAGAACAGCACCCUCUGGUGAUGGGCUGCAGUAUAGGUCAUAAAUCCCGCCUCCGCCAGCUAUCCCUAUAGAGCUGUGGACAAAUUUUAGAAAUUGACACAGAACAUAAAUUUUCUCCCCCCUGUUCAUGAUGUUGACACGUAGUUACUGUAAGACUGGUUUGUGCUCAAGUCCUCUUUUUUUCUGUGAAGCUCCAUUUUUAAAAGUUAUGAGGGGGUUCAUGUUUUCUAUGAUUGACUCUUGGUACAGCCUAUAGGCGUACGAAGAUUGCGUAACUCAUGGGGGGGAUACGUGGUUUGAGCUGAGCGUCAUCCCAGCAACUCUUUGUGACUCUACCACCGAAUGCGUACAACGCUACUGCGCAAUGUUGGUUUCAGGAAAUGAAGAAAAAUCGCGGAAAUACCGAGAGCUUUUCGGCUUCAAAUCUGUAUACAUGUAGAAGGCGGAACAAAGUUGUCCAUAGUAUAUACAGUCUAUGGUCAGGACAGUUAAACAAAAAACAAAUAUUAGGCAGCUGGUUAUUAUGUUACAAUUGAUACUGAGACUUUUAGUUUCACGUGUCAGGAAUACAGGAAAAUGUGAAUGAAAAUAGAAGAAAAUUGUAACUUCUAUUGAAACAAAGGAAAUAAAAAGGUACACUCCACAAAUUCUAUUUUUUUUUUAAUUAAAGAUAACCUAAGAAUUAUUAUAGUUUGAAAACAAAAUUAGUCGAAAAUAAACAGUGGUAAUAGUCCAAUAAUAGGUAGAUUAGAUACAAAAAAGGUUCUAAAGUUUUCAAUUCUUUGCUCAUGUAGCUUUUCUCUGCACUGAAAUGUCAGUAUAUUCCAUUUCCACAGUAGCCCCGCCUCCCCUGUACUCACACCUUGGCUCAGGUGUCCUCAGUGUCAUGUUCUCUGACGUUUGUGUCUUCUUUGUGCGUGUGUGUGUGUGUCUCCAGGGAGGCUAUCCCGCUGCUGCCGCCGCCGCUGCUGCUGCCUAUCGCUACGCUCAGCCGGCCGCUGUAACCGGAGCAACUGCCGCUGCCGCCGCCUACAGCGACAGGUGAGGUCUACCCAGAACACACGCGUUCACAGAUACGCCGCUGUGCAGCUCCGCUGUAGAGACAGAGACUAUACAGAGGAAUCCAAGGUCGAUGCAUUGUUCUAGCAGAGGGGGAUAUUUGAGGACAUUCACGUUCAAUGAAGCUGCACUAAUGGAGGAUGAGAUGAGAAUGAUAAAAGCUUAGCUAACAGUUUUUUAAUGUGGAUAGCUGCAGCACAAGAUUCACCUGAAAUGCUCCGUGGUCUCGUCAAGAAAUUAAAUUAGUCCUCAAAAAAAGGGAAUAUGUUGAAGAUUACAGAGUCUGAUUGUGAAUUUUAAGUCAUAUUCUCCGGAGCACUAGUUUGUUUUUCUUGUAAAUAAGAAACCACUCAACAAAUGCACCCCACAGCGCCUGCUCUGUAUUGAACUACGGCUCCUGUCAGUUAAACUCUUUGUAGUGCAAGAAAACAUGAAAGAUCAAAUCUGAGCUUUGCACAGUGGAUUCUUCAAGUUGUCAUGAAACCAGAAAUCUUCAUGUCAACAACUGGGAUGUUUUUUUUUUUUGUUCUUUUUUUGUUCCUUUGGUUUUUACCCUGGUAAAUCUUGUAAAUGUGAAAACAGAUCACAGGCUUCAACCUGCUUUAAUGUGAUGACUCUACGCUGUAGCUGUGCGAUAACCGCCUAAACCAGAGUGACCCCUCAAACUUUGAAGUUUCUGUGCAAUACUCUAUGAAAUCUAGUUGGCAAAUACAUGCUCGAUUUAUCCACAGUUUGUUUGUUUGAAGCCAUGGCGGCUUUAUCUGAGAGUCUGAUGUUAAAGCAGCAGUUUGUAAUGCUGGAAGUAUGAUGGGAGAUGUUGAAGUAUGUUCUUUCAAACAUGUCUUUCAUCUUAAUGAAUUAUUUGUUGUGUUUGUGUUUGUGUUACCAGUUACGGCCGUGUGUACACUACAGACCCCUACCAUGCUUUAACUCCAGCUGCUGCUGCUUACGGAGUCGGAGCCAUGGUGAGAAAAACUUCCUCAAACUCUACAAAACAAAGAGUUUGAUGAUGCACAAAAGUCACGAAAGUUGAAGUCUUGAAGUCAUCACAGCACUGGAUGCAACACUUAACCUGCUAUUAAAAAAAACAAGCACCCUGUUGAACACAACCCAAAUAGUUGAUUUUAAUACAAGUGCCUCCUCAGAUAUCAAGGUUAAGGAUUUCAGGUUAGCUUCUGGAGUGGCUGAUCAGAAUUCAGUGCACAGGAAGAACUGACAACAGACUGAACAUUGUAAUUUCAGGGUCAAGUUAGAACUUAAAUCAAACUGAACAUUUCCAACAAAGUCUUCAUAAGACAAGAUAAACAGGACUUCAUAAAUGAGGCAAAUAUCACUCUUGCUAUCACUUCUGCUUCUUAUUGUUUAGGUAAGUUUGCAGAGAUCAGUAACUAUGAGAUGCUCUGCUGCUGUGCUGCUCCACUUUAGUUUCAGCAGAGAUGUUUGGGGCCCUGGAGCUCCUCAGGCUGCUCUUACAUCUGAACCUGCUUACUAUCAUUAUUUGCUCCCUCUUGAGACCAGCCUGAGAUGGAAAUUAACAUUUUUUCUACAUCUCGGCAGAGGUGAAAUGUGCUGGACUCUUUUCUUUUCUGCGGGUUGAUUUGAAAUAGCAUGUGGCACCACUGUUGCUAUUGACAGUUUAUCGAUGUUUCACAGGGUUUCGACCAAUCAAAAUCAAGUAUUUAGCACAGCUGGAUAAUAGGAAAGUUUUCUAAUUUUUUUCCUUAGUAUGCUACUACAGCACAGCUCUUUCUUCAUGCUGUCCACAAUCCUAGAAUUUAGGAAUAUGAGGGCAGCAACAUGGUCCAUAAAUCCCUGAUUAUGAGUGUUUUAUGGCUAAUUGUACCCUUUAAAGAUGUUAUUUACAGCCGUUACUUCAUUUUUCCUGGUUUUCUUUCCUGACCUUUUUUUUUCUGUCUCUUUCAGGCCAGUUUAUAUCGGGCGGGAUACAGUCGGUUCGCUCCUUACUAAAACCACAAAUCACACCCAAGGAAUUUCACAUCGCUCCAAACCUCCUUUUUUAAGCUCUUUGUUUGGCAGCAGCUCCCCUCCAUUGUCCUGCAGACACACUAAAACAAAAACCCAUGUUGUUUUUUCCUCUCUCUCUCUCUUUCUCUCUUUCUUUCUCUCUCUCUCUUUCUCUCUCUUUUGUGUGGAGAGAGGUCAUUUGCCACAUCAUCCGUUUCUGUGCUCUUCUGUGUGUCGCCAACGUGGAAACAAAACUGCCACGAGCGUCUCAAAGCCGGAGCCUAAAACUUUGAACUUUUGGGGCACAAUUUUGGGACGUUCUUUCCAAACACUACGGGACCGAAAAGGAGAGAGGCUGCUUGUCUCUUUGUACACCUCUUCUUUUUGUUCUGAAGUCCCUGAACUGCCCCGUUAAACCCAAUCAGACCUGCACACACACACACACACACUAAGUCGAGCUUCGUCCUUUCUUCUCAUCCUGCAUCACUUUAAUGGUACUUAUGUUUUUAAACACUACAUUGAUUUAAAGCUACAGCGUCCCUCUGGUUUGGCAACGUGGUCUAAAAAUGCACAAAAUAAUUGGACUCCUCUGAGUGGAAGAAGAUGUGGGAAUUAUUCUUGUUAUUUUUUAAAGGUUGGACAUUCAGCUGGAGGGAACCUGGGAGCUUCUGACUGACAGAAAACCACUGACUCUAAACAAAACAGCAUGGGAAUAAAUCUCUCUCUUUUUUUGUCAUUUUUAAAACUUUCCCCCAGCGUAAAAGGAAAAAAACAAAUUAAAAAAAAAAGGAGACAAGGAAAAAAACCAGUGACUUUUUCUGCAUUACCUCAGUUUUUCUUUCUUUCCUUUGUUUGCUGCCAUUUCGAAGAAGUUUCAGAGCGAAAACGUCAUUCUGGACGCCUCAAAACUGUCCAUUUCUUGCAGUGAUGGAGCCAUUCAUUUGUCCUUAUUGCUGGUCGACACAUUUCCCAUUCAUUACUGUAACUACAAAACUAAGUCCAGAUGUCAGAUCUGGUUAUUUCAGCUCCUUUACGUGCACCCAUUUUGAGAACUGAUGCCCCCCCCCUAAUCCUGGAUCUGCUCGUAGUUUCUGCUUCUCUUUCCCAAAAAAGGACCAGGCACAUUUCUCUCUCUUCUGAACCGUCACACAUUCCUGCAGAAAAAGGCUCAGAUGGACAAAGAAGCCGCGGAACACAAACAAACCAGAUUUAGACACGCAGAUCUGAAGCGGGGAGACCCACAUGGGGAACUAAUCACCUCGCCAGUCGGCCAAACGGGAUUCUCCUUCUGGCAGGUGGAGAUAUUUCUGCCAGGAGCCGCUCUGCGUCUGAUCUCCAGUCAGCAGAACAGUCGAUCUCUUCGGAUUAGAAAAACAAUGAAACAAAGAGACUGCUAUCAUGUAAUGGGAGUCUUUUGAAGUGAUGACAAUUUAUCAUUUUUUUCCUAUUUAUAUUCAUCAUUUUUAAUGUGGCAGGGAUCCUGUCAGUAGAAUUGACUGUGUAUAAAGAUGGAUGAUGGGUCUCCGACUCCUCGUGUUGUGCAAAAGUGAAGCCAAAUACCCCCCUAGUGAUGCUCUCUGACAUCAUGUACAGGUUACAUGGAGCUGAUAGAGCUGAGCCCCUCCUCUCCUGAUACCAUUAUUUAAAUUACAGUUACAGUAUGAUGGAUAUUCAAGUCGUCACUGUCCACAGCAGAGAAGAAGCCUGUGUCAGCUUGAUUCAGACACUCUUGUUCAUGGAAAGUUCAGUGACUCUUGAGUCAGUCAGUGCGUUUACAUGCACUGGCUCAUACGGGCAGUUUAACUCGAUUGCCGUGCUUGUCCCAGUUUAUAAGCACCAGGCAAGAACGGGCUUAUUGACAAAAGUACGUCUGUCUCUAUCAUGAUGGCGACUUACCCGCUUUCAGCUUGUUCUUAUCGGGCCAACCUUUUAGUUGACCUUUUACAUCCCAUACCAAAACGAUCGACAAACAGAAGAGGCCAGACAGAGGCUAACAGGCUGUAUGUCAACUAAUUAAGACGCCGACAGAUUGUUAUUCUCCAACACAUUUAUGCUGUUCAACUUCCAGGUCACAUAGGCGACCAGCUUAGACCAGUUUCAGUUCAAUGGAGGUGAUAUAAUCAUGGAAGAUAUAAUCAAUCCUCAGCUGCGUUUUCUGAGUUUGAGAAAUUUGAUUCGGCAGAUUUUUUUCUAAACCACAUGUAAACAUACUGACUGUUUUCCUUUCGCCACGUCUCUGCCUUCUCUCAUCAUGUGGUGCACUGAGCACCUGAAGGACUCCUAGAGACUUUGACCACUGUGGCUGCUUCACUUCUUGUCUUCGAUCUAAACGAAUGCCCCACAUUGUUUUCUUUGUAGUGCCAUUAUUUGCUUUAUAUGCAUGAUUUUGACUAGGGAUGGACAAACUUGGAGUUUUGCUGAUAUAUGAUAUACCAAUGGAGAAUUUGUCCAUGAACGUAAGUGUAACAGACUGUUUUAAAACAACAUUCAACACUACUACUUCUACUGGCAGCACCACUUUUGUAUUAACUUUCCCUCCACACUGUUUCAAAACUCUGCAUUUAAAGCAUAUCAUGGUGUGGUAUAUAGUGAAUCAGCAUGGCAGGGGUUGGUUUCAUCAGGAGACUUUAAAUAAAUCAAAUAUCUAAUUAAACUGAACUUAUAAUAAGAAGAAAACCGGGACAUAAAUCAGCGUGAGAAUAGCUAAACAUGGGGAAAAUGACCUGGGCUGAAUUCGGAUUUUAAAGUUUGACCCAUGCCCCAUCUGUUACCAUGGAGGAGGUGGUCUUUGUACCCAAACGGCUGCCAAUCAAUCAGCCACCAGAAGGUGUUUUGGUUUCAUUUUUCAGAGCAGUCUGUCGUCCCUCUUUUUGUACAGUCUCCGGUCAGUAGUCACUUUACAACCUUCAUCAUGCGCUCUGGGAUCGUUCAGGCUGAAUCGUUUUAAAGUUCUGUGUGAAGGCAUCAUAAAUCGACUGUUUAUAGACCAAGUCUCUGUCCUGUAUUUAUCACCUCUCCAUUUACUCUCACUUUGUUGUUAUUUGCUAUUGUUUGCCUUUUUGGUUCCAAAGAUUUUCUGAAGAAAGCACAUUUUUGGUCCUGAUGUAUUUCUUAUUUUGGUGUUGUUUUUCUGCCUUUACUUUGUUGUAUUUUUUAUAACCGGCGGGUUGAAGCUGUAGAAGUCAGUACAGUGUUUAAACAGCACUCUGGGAAAUGGCACUAAAGCAGCGUUGACUACAAAAACGACUCGUGUUUAAAAGGUUGCAGCAAUUUGGGGAAUUCUGAGCGGCGAACCAAACAACCCUGUUUGAUCGAAUUCAGCGCACGCACUCAUUUAUUUUUUGGAUGCAGAGGUGUUUGCUGCAGACAAGGGAAAUCAGAGCAGAUGGAGUCAUGAGGGACGAGCUGAAAUAAAGAGGGGAGAUGCUGGAUGGCGUUUGUAAGUAGAGCCGAAUUGCAGGCGAAAUGAGCAGAGGGGACACGUCCACACAUUGUCCUCGUGGCCCAGCUGAGGCCACCUUUUGGAACAAUGAAACAAUGUGUGGGCGCUGAGUGGAGGGAAUUUGUGGUAGUGAAGGUGAGAAGCUGAGCCAUUAAUCAUUCGCUGACAGGAUAACAACGUCCCCUGCUGUCUUUUUAGGAAGAGAGGAAGAAUUCAGGGGGUUCAGAGCGAGGAGGGAUCAUGUUGUUUUUGUAUGAUUGUGGAAAAUGUGUGCAGUAGGUCCAAUGAGUAUUUUUGAUGCGCAUUACCUCUUAUUUUUGUCUUUUUAUUCCUUACAAGUAUUAUCAGAAGUGUUGCUAUGCAUGCUAAGAGGAAGGGUGUCGGUCUGAGAAUCUUUUCAUUUGUGCAUGAAAUCAAAUCCUAGUGCUGGAGGAGAAGGGAGGAAGGGCGGUGUUUACAAAGCAGGAGGAUGAAGACCUGGGAUGUUGUGCGAUGUGAUCUGACAGGGGUGAUGAGGACUCGCACUAAAAGUCCGGUACAGAGCGUCAGGGAGGGGAGGGGGGGAGCGAGCAGCCCUUCAGUCGCUUUAUGAAAGUCGAUUCUGUCCGCUUCAAUAAUCUGGGUUAUCUCUGCUCUGUGCCUCUGUGCUCGUUUUAGUAAUCACCGGUCAUAGCAGAAGUGUAAAGUUUAAUUUUGUAUGCCUGGACCCCUGAGGUUUGCUUUUAUAAUGAAAAUAACACUAAAGUAAAAAAGGAAGAAAACUGCCCUCUUAAUGGAUUCAAAGAGGGACCCUUUAUUUGAUAACCUUGGAUCUAUUUUAAAUAUUUGGGGGUCUCAAAUAAGUAUUCAAAAGCUCUCAAAGUACUCAAGUGGAUUUCAUCAUCCAGCAGCCACAAACAGAUUGAAGUGGCUGCAUUGUAACUCUUUGCACCCGCUCCUAAUUUGUCAAAUAAAAGUGUUUAUUUCUGCACAGACAGACUCAGAUUCUCAUUCGAUGUUGCAAAAACAGAAGUAAAAUAAAACCGAAGGAGCGACCCUUUUAUCACGUCAAAAUCCUUUUUGCUUGUUUGCAUCUAAACAUAAGUUAAAUCCCUUGCAACAAAGCCACCAGACUACAUUGACAAAAGUUCAAUUUUGUAGGAGAGUUCAGCUGCCUUCAUGUCUCAGCUGAUUUCUAUUAUAAUUUGUCUUUUUAAUUGUUUAAAAGUUGGUGAGGUUAUGACUAAACCACACAGAUUAUGGCAUGGAAGACCUUUAUCUCCUUUAACUAAAAUUGUAAGUUUUGUAAAUGGGGUCUGGUUUGUUUAAAAGGAUGAUUAUUGGGUAUAUUAUGUUGGAGGAGCAUUACAGAUACUGCUCCAAACCAGACUCCACUGACAAAAUGUCCUAUUUUUGACAGAUAGACACUGAUAUUCUGCUCUCUUUUUCCUCAAGCAUCUUGGUGUUAAUCUCUUAAACAGUUUGAUCAGAUGUUUUUGAAUUAUUUUUGAACAAAUAACGCUACAAACAGAUAAAUGAAGUAGAAUCUAUGUUCUCACUGAAACACAAUCCAACUCUCUAGCAGCACCAAAAAUGUGGGAAUCUUCAGCCAUGAAACAGGCUGCAGUGGCUCUGGUGUUACGUUUGGUAACAAAUACAACCAAGUUAGAGAAUUUUUAAAUCUAUUGAAGAAGAGACCUUGUAAUCUAAAUGAGACUUACCCUUUGAUUUAUGCAUAUUUGAAACUGGAAACAUUUCUCAAAUCAAAAAGCCACUAGACUCCAUCGACAGAGACACAUUUUUUAUCAGUAGAUGUUCUGCUGCCUUAAUUAAUGAGCUGAUUUGUGUUGCUGUUUGUCAUUGGUGAUUAAAACUGUUUGUUCUGAUGUGACAGAAUACAUAAAUUACACAGCGAUGCUAAUAGAUAACAAAUUCAGACAGGGGGAAGGAAAGCAUCAACCAUAUUCUCAGUAAGGAAGAAUUGAAGGUUUUGUCAAUAGGGUUUGGUGGCUGGUGAUAAUUGCUGUUUCUGGUUCCAAAUGAUGAAUAAGGACUUAGUAUUAAACUCUUGAAAUAGUAAUCAGAGCCUGGCAUUGUCCAGAGAGAGAACACUUUUAAUGAACGACUUUGAUGAGAUGCAGUUGCCCUGAAGGAUUACCGAACACCCACAUUAGCCUGUUAUUUGUCAGCUACCUGCUGGAAAAUAAUCCUUUACUGUGGUAUUUUGACUCAAAAUAUGUAGUAAUAGGGCCAAAAGUAAUAGGAUAAAUCUCAAGUUGCCUCUAAGCUAAUAUUAAUAUGAAUAUUAUCAUAUAUGAAGCUUAGUUAGCAACUCAUCCAGGUGACAAAAUCUGGUGUUGUUUGGUGGUUAUCGAGCGGUGAUCGUGACUCCUGCAUUUGUCUCUUCUAGUUUGACUAAAUCAUGACUUAAAGGCUGCAGAUUCAGCUCAGAGUUGCUGCUGGAAACGACACAGAAAUAAAAGUUCUCCUCAGCUGCUGCUGACCCCCACUCCCCAAGCUGUGCUCAAAAGUCAACCCAGUGGGAGUUUUUUCUUCUUUUUUUUUUUUUUUGUACAGGGAUUUUACUAAAUGAGUUGAAAUUGCAUGUGGAUUUUUUUAAUGUCACAUGCUCUUAAAGGCUCAUCAUCCAAGUGUUUUCUUUUCAAUAAGUGAUGUGUUUUUUUCACAAUGUUUUCUUUUGCCAUCCUUGUGUCUGCCUUCUGUUUAUUCUUCAUAAUUAUUGAAUGUAUAUAAUAAACUGUUUGGUUUUUACACAGCCGUGUUUUAAUGCUUACUACCUCUGCCCCAUACUGUUCUUAGCAUAAUGACCAUGCAUACUCAAAUCUUGUUUUUACAUAGUUUCCUCUUUGUGUUGUGUGCUGAUAAAAAAAAGCUGAGUAAAUCCCCUCCAGAGAGCUGCAUCUACGUUUUCAAAAAGAGAGUCAAACUUUGAUUCAUCAGAUUACAGGACAGUUCUCCCCUUCACCUCAGUCCACCUUCAAUGGGAUCUGGUUCAGAGCAGUUGUCAGCGCGUCUGGAUAAUGUUCAUGUAAGUUCUCCUCUUUUCAUGUUACAGUUAAAAACUCCCCUUUCUUUAAUUUGUCUUUCCAGUGGUUGACUGGACUGAUGUUAUCUAAUCAGAGGAGGAGCAGCUUUAAAGACAGAGACAGAUACUUUUAUUUGAUUUAAGGUUAAGAGGUAAACAGUGCAACCUUUUCUCUGCUGCGGAUGUGCAGAAACUUUCCCUCCCCAUCAGCAAAAAUGACUGAUAGAUUCAGCAGUUGCGCAAGAUUAAAAGUGCUUGGCACAGUUGCAUUAACCAAACUCCGUGAUAAUCUUCCGCCACCUCCAACUUUUCUCAUUGCUGCUGUGGGGAACAAUCUGGAACAAUCUUUAAUUGCAUCUGGAGUCAAAUGGCUGUAAAUGGGUUGGAUGUGGCGGGAAACCUCAUAUCCCUGCUAAUUGCUCUAAUGCACAAGAGGCCAAUUGCCAAUUUGAUGGCUCGCUCUCUCUGAGUAAUUGAACUCGAGCUAAUUGGAAGAAUAGAUUGAAGGUUGUCUGAUAAGAGGUGGGUGUAUGUGUGUGACGAUUGUAUCUCCUGGAGUGACGAAUUGACCUUUGAGGGAGGAGAGUCACUGCAGGACAAACAGACCAUCACAAACAGGGUUAUAUGAACAUCUAGGUCAUUUUCAGUGGAGUUAGAUCAUCUUAUCUUUGUAUAAAAUUUACCAAAACACCAUAAACUACUGUUAAAACCUGGUUUUUAACUGGAACUAUCUGAUUCAUCGUCUUUUCAAACGAGCUGUAUCAGGCCAGACUCAGCUGCUAUACCUCAAUACUGCCCCCUGAUGGUUAGACUGUGAUACUGCACCCUCCAGUUGCUAAUGUGAAGUAAAUUAAGUAUCUAGAGGCAGAAAAUACCUUUAAAAACUAAGCUGAAAGAGAAAUGUGAACUACAGUAUUCAAAAAGAGGGGUCUCCCUUUACUUUCGCAAUGAUACCUGUUCUUUUUCCCAUAUAUUAGUUAUCAUUUAUCUUGUGCAUAUCUUUGCAUAAAUUAAACAUUUUUGUUGAGUGAUAUUUUUCCCAAUUAUAUCCUUUUUUUAAAUUUAUGUUUAUUUAUUUACUUAUAUUAUUCGUCCUUUUGCCUUUCAUGAAAGGCUCGUACUCGUAACAGGAUUUUGGUAGGUCCUUCUGCCCGUGUUUACAAAAGACAAUACUCAAAGUAACAUGAUUGUUAUAAUUAAAGAAGAGAAAAAAUGAUCUGUUAGUUUUUUUUAAAUUGUAUUUUUUACUGUGAGGCUUAUGUCACUGAUAAGAUAGUUGCUUUACAAAUUUUGUUCACUAAUUUUUUAUACUGCAUAUUUUAUUGCAUGUGUUUGGACUGGAUAUUUCCGUUAAAGACUGGGUCGUUGUUCAAUACUCGCCCUAGAGAGUCGAUGGUUAAAGUCCUGGUAAAGUUUGGCAUCAGGUAAGCAGUUAAGUAUCAAAAAUUAUGUUUUUUUCACUUCAAUGAUUUCAUUUUUUGUUGUUAAUAGGGCUUUCUGUGUGUGUGUGUUUGUGCUCAUAGCUAGAAGCGUGAUAAGCAAAAAAAAAAAGUUUUCCAUUAAGUGAUGUUACCAUUGAAGUCUGUAAAUUUACCAAUCAAAUAGCAUCCACAUGAGUUAAAUGUUCCUGUUUUUUUCUUAAUACCUGAUCAAUACAGUUUUUUUUUUAUAAUAAUAAAAGAUUUUUCCUUUUUCUUCAUCAACAACAGCAGAAUUUUAAUUUUUCAUGAAAACUUAAAAACAGCGCAGAGUUGAGCUGCUGUUUUUCUCAAAUGACAAAAUAUCUGAGCUUUUAUACACAAACCUUUUAUUCAAAAACACUCGAUACAAAUGUGUAAGAAAACAACAUUAAGUCAAAUCCAGAGCACAUCCCCUCAGUUCUUGUUUUUGUGCAGACACUUGCACAACUUGUGUAAUAUAACUUUUGGAAAAUGAAGAUGUUAAUCAGGGAUGACACAAGUCUCCAAAGUGCUGACAGGUCUUCUUUCCUCCUCCCGUCGUUUCUCAUCUCAUCUAAUGUCCCUCUUUUCCUCUUCCUCCUCACAGACACCUCAGCUCUGCUCAGCAGUUUGGCACCUUCAGAACAUCAGUUUCACGCCUCUUCUUUCACCUCAGGGCUAUUAUAUACCAUCACAGAGAAGCACACAUACACACACACACAGACAGACACACACACCAUUGUAAAAAAAAAAAAAAAGAAACACUUCCUUUUUGCUUUUGUGCUGUGGAUUUCCCGCCUGAAGAAAGACGGACUAUCUAAGGCCAUCCAGCCUCAAUGGUGAUGAGUCAUUCUGGGUCUUUAUUAUUCUCUUUUUCUUUUCCGGGCAGAGGAUUUUACAUCAAGGCAACUGCAAAUGAAAUUUCUUUUUACACCACAGGAAUAUAUUUACAUUUGCACAAUAAAAUUACACCUAAAAAAGCAUAUUUUACAGACUUAGUGCAUGAGCUGGGUCACCCUCAGCUCUGGUUUUGUUUAAAUCAGUUUGUAUGUGCGAAUAUGAACCAAUUUAAGAAGAAAGUCUAAUCCUCGAUAUAAUAGUCAUCAUAAGGCUCCUGGUAGUUGGUGGUCUGAGGGCGGGGGAUGGUGUAAUCUUUUUCUGGGUCGAUGUCCUGAAUCACACAGAAACAUAAAAUCACAUAUUAAUUAUGUUGCUGUAAUUAAUCCCCAUGAUAAACAGUGUUUUCAUUAACCUUACAGCAUGACUUCACUGUAAUGGCCCACAGCAGCGAGAGGUCGGGGUAUUUAAUUGCAAAGUAUGUGGGAUCGGAUUGUUAAUCCUAAUGGCGUAUUACUCACUGUCAUGGAGAAUCCGGACUCGUAGGGCGAUCGCAGCGAUUGCUCAGAUCUGAGGCCUGAGAGGAGACACAUGAUACAGUUAGCUCAUUAGUGGUUCAUUAUAUAUUGUUCAUCAGAGAAAGAAAGAGAGUCAAGCUGACGGAUAGCAAAACUCAUUUGUAAUGUUGGACUGCAGUUCCAUCUUCAUUUUGGCCUCUGAUUUAUACUACAGUGAGCAUGUCCAGCUAUGAAACCAUAAAAUCUACUUGUGGUUUAAUCUUAAUGAUAAUUUAUAAAAUCUGAUUGUAUUGAACAGCAAUUUCAGAGCUGAAAUAUCACAGAGAGGGCGAGUUUCAAAGGCACAUCUAAUCAAGAGAUUUGCAUAAAGUUGGAUGGAUUUUCUCUUUUUCUGUAUUACUUAACUUCUGUUUAGUCAGGUUAGUCCAGCUGAGAAUAAAAAUGUCUUUUUCCAAGACAGAGGUAAACACCCCAAUAUACAGACUCACUUCUGUGCACAUAUGUAAGAAGGAACAAGGUGUGAAAUGUAUAAUCAUAGAAAUUAAUCACAUUUUUAAUCAAGUGUAAAUUUGCACAUUUUUUCCAAAUGCAUGCACAUGCGAACGAGUCGGUGAAUCAAAUUUUUCGUCUUUCCACAAACAAGAAAACACAAUGAUUACCGCUUCUGGGAAAACCUCCCUCUAUGAGCAAUGUGCAAACAAUGACCUAACGUGACCCCACCGGCCAUAAAGCUGUGGACUUAUUUUUUCAAUUUAACUCAAAUUUGUCUGACCCUGAAUGGGAUGACACGUUUCAAAAAAGCAAAUGUUAGUAUUUUAAUUUCAACCUCGUAUUUAUUUGUAAAAAGCUAAAUCAGAAAGACAGUGAAGUUGAAUUAACUGGAGCUAAGGCAGACCUAAGGCCCCGGUCACACGGAAACAAAUUCAGGAGUAAACGCAAAAGUUUUUUGUCCUAUCAGCAUGUCAUCCCCACAGAAAUGACUUUUCAGUUGAUUGUAAAUGAUACUUUUUGAAAACGGGUCCCAGAGUGGAUAAAUCUACAUACCGUUUCAUUAACAUGUGGAUACCUAUCUGCAUCUUUCUUGAAAUGAUUAUGCCAUGCAACUGUGUAACUCCCUAAAGGUGCCUGCAUGAACAAACCAAAACAUCUGUAUUAGCAUGCUUGCUCCAUACUUUUCAUCUGUCCUUUGGUGCAUUUCCGGGUUAGCGUUAAAGCACCACUUACUGGCUUUGCAUUUGCACUACAUUGUUUUUAGUGGUUUUCAGUGGUUUGGUGCUUACACUGAUAUUUCCUGAAGCAAU
Messenger RNA from Xyrichtys novacula (pearly razorfish), 71091 nucleotides. The record is from the annotation of a GenBank genome assembly. NCBI's taxonomy places the organism in Eukaryota, Metazoa, Chordata, Actinopteri, Labriformes, Labridae.